Messenger RNA from Pelobates cultripes (western spadefoot toad), 51019 nucleotides. Lineage: Eukaryota; Metazoa; Chordata; Amphibia; Anura; Pelobatidae. The record is from the annotation of a GenBank genome assembly.
GUCUGCUCCAGGACCAGGAUUGUAAAGGAAAAUUCACACAUAAGAGUGAAAAGCCAUGAAGUUGGAGCAGAAAGUUUGGGACUUGUGAUGAAAAGACACGUAGAGCUAAAGAUACAAAACCUGUAAAACAUGAAACGCAGGAGGCAAGGAUUGUGAGCAGCUGCCAUGAACAGAGAGGAUCCUUAACAGGUAUGGGGAUUAGCUCCCAAAUACAUGAGGUGGAACCUAACACACUGCAUGCAGUCCUGGCUGGCACAGGAACAUGCUAAGAUAUUAAAACUUACUUUAGCUUUUGGAGGCUGGAUGGAGCGCUGGGUUACUGUAAAUUGUACCUCUAGCCACAAACACAUCCUGUAAUGUGCUGCUGUUCACAAUUAGUAACACUGUUCAGGAGAGCUUAAUGUUUGUUUUUUAACAUUUUAAAUGAUGGCUAUGUAUAGAACUUAUACAAACUGAUGGGGAACGUGGGGAGUGCUCCCUGCAGAAUGUAGAAUUCAAAUGCAGCAUGUGUUGUCUACCAUCAUAAUGACAUGGUGUGUCCAAGGAUAUAUGGUGGGUUUGGCAUCCCUAACUAUAUAGCAAUGAGAGGUGCCAAAAAUAUGGUCCCUUUAACGCUUCUAAACAAUGAAUCCUGUACAGAGACUUUCAUUGAUAUGGAACCCUGCACAGACUUCUUUAAAACGGCAGUUUGUCUAAAAAAAAAAAUGCUCCAUAAGAAAAGUUAGUUUUAUUCACAGACACUGUAUCUGUGACUGAUAUUUAAUUUGCAAACAGACAUAAAAUGUAUCAUAUAUGUGUUAGUUAAUCUAACUCCUUGUCUCUCAUCGUAUAUUAAAGAAACACUGCAUGCAUCAAAACAGCCUCUUCUAAGUGAAGUUGUUAUGGUGCCAGGAGUCCCAGAGUAAAUUUUUACCUUUAGGGGUUAAACGGUUUAACCCCAAAGUUGCCUCCAGCAAGUAAUCUCAGCUCCUCCCCUGGCUGCAUCCGGCUUCUGAAAUUUCAGAUUCAGGAAGCUCAGAGUGCGGCUGGACAGGGGCACUGCUGAUUCGCUGGGAGUCAAUCAGUGACUCCUAAUUCACAAAACUCGCUUGGAAAGAAACAGACCUUUUCCAUAGCCAGUUUUGUGAAUGGCGAGUCACUCAUUGGCUGCCCUGUUGGGCAUUAUUCAUUAGGUCUCCUUUAAAUAGAAAGGGACACUCCGUGUAAUAAACCCACUAACAACUAGAAAAAGUGCAGAGGAUGGCUACAAAAUUAACAAGGUUAAUGAAGAAAUGUUACCAAAUUUAAUCUUUUUAGUUUGGAUUAACAGGGCCUCAGGGUUGAUAUGAUAGCGUUAUACAAAUAUAUUCAGGGCCAAUACAAACCAUUGUCUGGAAAUCUAUUCCUAAACAGGACUAUACAUAGAACACAAGGUCGUGCAUUUAGACUAGAAGAAAAGAGAUUUAGUGUAAGGCAAAGGAAGAUUUUUACUUUUUAUAUAGGAAGAACUAUAAGGAUAUGGAAUUCUCUGCCUGAAGAGGUGGUUCUAUCAAAGUCUAUACAGAUGUUUAAUCAGCAAUUGGAUAAAUACAUGCAAAAACAUAAUAUACAGCGAUAUCAUUUUUAAUUAGUAGGGUAAUAGCUUCUUAAUCUAAGCAGAUAUCUUCUGCUAUUUUGGGGUUAAGAAUGAUUAACUAGUUGCUAUAUUAGAUGUGCUUCAGACUAGUUUUUUUGCCUUCUUUUGGAUCAACAGUAAAAAUAAAUGUGAGAAGGGCUGAACUUGAUGGAUGCAUGUCUCUUUCCUGCUAUGUAACCUAUUGUAAUGUUAUGAUGAAGGGAUAUCCUUGAGGCAAUCUCUGAUUUUGGUCAAAAGGUUUUGAAGCAGGUUGACAAACAGCCGUAGUUUUAUGUGCACCCAAAGCCAAAUUUCUCUGUUUGGACAACCAUUUUCAGCAGACAUUAUUUGUAUUGUGUGUAUAUAUGGUGAAUGAGUGGUUGAUUUGACAGUUUGUGUGAAUUUGGUUGGAUUGCAUGUGGGGUUUGUACUGCUGAAUCCAAACUUUUAAAUGGAGUAAGAAAGAGGCUUUGUAUAUAAUGAACUCUCAUUUACUGCUGACCACAAUUUGUGAAUUAAUACAGCUGUCCUGUUUGCAGUAGGAAGUAUACACAUAUUUUUUUCAGAGUGAAUAUUAAUGAAAAACAAAAACAAAGUUGUGCAAAUAAAGAAUUUGUGAUUUAAUUUUGUCAAUAUUUACAGUAUUUUAUUAACUGAUGGUUCUGGGAGAACGUUUUAAAUUAUGUUAUAUAUUUACAUAUAGGAACUUAGGUGAAUAAUAAACGUAAUUGAUGAAGAGGACAUCUUUUUCAAAAUGUAAUUGAUGGGGAGCUACUCUUCUUUUUCAAUGCCCCCUAAAGUGUCACCCUUAUCUUAAUUCUCACUUCCAUUGCCUCUCUUCUUUUGCUGAACUCCCAACCAAGGGGCACCCUUUUUUCAAUUCUAUCUUCCAUUCCCCCUCUUCUUUAUCAGUGUCUACCUAGCAGGGCUGGUGCAAGGUAGCUCACAGCUACUUUAUCAUAGCCCCAUAUCCCCCCACCACUUUGGGCCAGUGGGGGAUAUUUGGGUCCACACUGUGAAAGCUCUCUGCAGGAGUGGAUAAGUCACCUGCAAGCUCUGAGACCACUCAGAAUGCAUUCAGGCUAAGUUUGAUGGGCUGUGUCAGGAGUUCUGGCACUGUAUAUGCCUUCAUUUUUGCUGCCUCAACUAGCUUGUCCCACAGCUGCUGUAUGAAACAGCUCCAGCACAUUAUCCCUCCUCCGGUUUGGGGGCCCCAUGUGGAGAAGCACCCACUCUGCCAUUCACUCACCUGGGAGUCUCCCCCUGUCUAUGAGAACCUGCUGGCUUUCAAUCUUGCAUAACAUAAGGAAAUGGUUCCUACUUCAGCCUUGGAUUGCAGUGGUGAGGAGAACUGUAAGAAUAGACUGACCUAUCUUGGCAUAUUUCUGGAGUUUGGCUAUCCUGACAGUGUGGAUAGCAACAAGUGGCGAAGCAGUAUCCGACAUAGAGAUACACAAUAUUGUGGCUUACAUGCAGCGUAGCGUGACUGGAGGCAGACACUCUUCAUUCUUUUUAUUACGUUAAUCAAGUGGCAUUUCAGUUUAUUUUGUUUUACCCAGAGUAUUGCAUACGAUAGAAAGACUAACUCUACAUGUCUUUUCCUCCUGCUCUUGCUUACUCAAUCUUUAGCCUGAUGAGCAUAUAGACAUGUCUCACUAGCCUGAUGAAUAUUGUGCAAAAUGUAAAUACACAUAACUAGGUAUAGUUAUCAGGGCCGGACUGGGGAUACAAAGCAGCCCUGGAAAAAAAAUCUAUGCCAGCCCCAUAAGUCAUUGCACCACAUAUUGUUGCAUGUAAUAUGUAAGGCUAUGUCUUGCCAUCAAAAUAUAUCAAAUAUAUAUUGCUUUUUCUAAUCUAAAAUAUUGGUCCUUUCAGAGUAAAACGUUUAAUUAUACAGUAAGCAUACUCACAUGCAGACACAGACAAUCUCACUGACACACACAAACCCAUUGAUACACAGCCUCAUAGACAAUCUCACUGAUAUACAUAAGCUUAUUGACGUCAUAUUCCGGCCCCGGUCUCAUUAAGUAGCGUGCGAGGUUGGGGGAGCAGAGACAGCACAGCUCCCCCUGCAGCCACCAGCAAAGCUGAAAGCUCCCCCUGCGGCCGCCAGCACAGCCAGCCAAAUUUCCCGGUAUCCCAAUGGGCCAGUCCGUCCCUGAUUAUGUGUAUUUCAGUUUUGCACAACAUUCUUCUUUUUCUAUUUUAACGGUGCAGUCAGUGCGACAUUUCAUGGAACACUUUGUCAUGUUUAUCAUCUUAUAUACCCCUGUUGACAUGUCUACACAAUGCUGGCACUUUCUUUAUGCACUAAAAAAAAAAAAUGUAAAAACAAAUUAUUUUUGCUAAUCCAGACUAGAGGUAUUCGGACUACAGUGAAACCCUCCAAUGUCUCCAUCUUAACUAGCUUCUGAUUGAUUAACUUUAUGUUAAUUUAAAGGGACACUAUAGUCACUAGAAUAACUACAGCUUAUUGUAUUUGUUCUGGUGAGUAGAAUCAUUCCCUUCAGGCUUUUCGCAGUAAACACUGUCUUUCCAGAGAAAAUGCAGUGUUUACAUUACAGCCUAGUGAUAACUCCACUGGCAACUCCUCAGAUGGCUACUAGAGGUGCUUCUAGGGGCAGUGCUGCACAGUGAGCAGCACUGCCAUUCAUUGUCUCCACCCUCUGCAUGAGGAGAUACUGAUUGGUCAGGGAUGUGUUUGGCUUGUGCUGGCACUGCCCCCUGAUUUGCCUUCUUGGCAGUCUAAACCAAUCUUAUGGGAAAGCAUUUUGAUUGGCUGAGUUUAACACUUCUGAUGAUGUCAGCCAAGUAGGCAGAUCAGGGGCAGAGCAAGCAGCUGCAGACUUGAACAAAAGUAAGAUUUUACUAUAUAUAGGAGGUUAAGGGGGAACCAGGGGGCUAGAUGGUGGUUUUAACACUAGUGGGUCAGGAAUACAUGUUUGUGUUCCUGACCCUAUUGUAUUGUUUGUGCUCAUGGCCCUAUAGUAUUCCUUUUAAGCAAGCAUUACUAUCCUUUGAAGUAAAGUUUAAUCAGAAGGUUUACAAACCGUUUGUUUGUUUGUUCUAUGCUGCUUUUCAUAAAUUUUAACUGUUUGUGUUACACCUUUGUGGACCUAUGUUGGCCAAUCAAAUUUAUAGUCUUAUUUCUUUUUGUAUUUUUUAUUUCUCAGGCUGGACUACUAUCAGUACAGUUUCUCACUGUAGUCAAGGGUUAGAUCUAAACCCGAUACAAUGAAAUGUCCACCUAUGAUUGGAAAUUAUCCAUGUUUUUCAAGUUUUUUUUUUUAAAUAAGUUUAUUUUUUUUAUUGAUAGAAUUUUUUUAUUUUUUUUUAUGUACACUUAAUUGACAAAACAAUGUAACAAAGACAUUAUGACUAAGUACACAACAUACAAAGCAUUAACAACCAUCAUGGGUUAUAAUGAACCUUACAAUAAUUUUUAUUGUAAUUCAAAAAUUAAUUUGGUUGUGCAGUAGAGGAACAAGUGUUUUUUUUUUUUUUGCCCCUUUAAUCAAGUCAUUGUACAACUGAGAGAUUAAAAAGUUAUUGUUAAUGUAGAGACUAAUAUAUUUCAUUUUCCAUCUGAAAUAAAAAAAAUUUAAGUUGACACUCACAAGGGAAACUAACUUUUUCCAUUGUCUGUCUACCAUUAAACAAUGUGUGAUUGAUAUAGUAUUCCUUUGGUUCAUUUUAUUCCAGCCAACGUGCAAUAGGACAAACUCAGAUUUCAUUGCUAAUGAAAUAUUAGUCAUGGCCCGAAUCAGAUCAUAAAUCUUCUCCAAAAAAUACCUGAUGUGAGGAUAACUCCACCAAAUGUAUAAGACAGGUCCUUCCUUUUCAGUAUCUCUCACAAAGUGCUGCAUGUACUGAUGACAUCUUGGCUAAUUGUGCAGACACUAAAUACCACCUUGUGUUUCUAAAAUGCCUAAGGAGUGGAUUGUCUUUUUUUUUUUUUUUUUUAUUUCAAGAGAAGAAUUGGCACCACUCACUAUUAGUGAUCGAGAUAUUAGGAACAAUUUCCUAUUUUCUUAGGGAUGAAGAUAUGAUCUGGUUUUGCAGUCACUCUCAGUAGGGUCUUCGACUCCCCUCUCCCCAAACCCCCCAAACUUUUGUAUCUCUAAAACUGUUAAAAACUUAAUCAAAUGCUUUCCUAUGGAGAAAAAUGAGGAUGUCCAGUGUCAGAUACUGGACCAAAGGUCUGUUUCAAACGAUGAUGCACUCCUCUGUGACUGCAAUUGUUUAACAUUGCAGCACUAAGGGCAAUAGGGACACUGUACCCAGACCACUUCAAUGAGGUGAAGUGGUUUGGGUGCCUAUAGUGUCCCUUUAACAAAUCAUGAUCUGACCAAGUAUUGUCUUUGAUUUCAAUAUUUUUAAUAAGUUUGAUUAGACAGGUAUCUCCCAAACACAUAUCAAGUCUUGGUGAGGAACCAUGCACUUUUGAUCUAUGUAUAAAAUCUUGUUUCUACGGAUGGAAAAGUCUCAACUGUCAUGCAAGUCAAACUUUCUACAUAAUUUAUUAAGGGAAAUAGAUUGUUUUACUACACUUUUGUCUAACUUCUGAUCUACAAAUAAUAAUUUGUCCUGCAUGGGGUCGGCUACACAGUUAAAGUCAUCAGCUAAUAACAGAAAACAUUUCCUAACAGGAACUACCAGUGUGAAAUAGUGUCCAUUAAUUUGACAGACUAGCAUAAUAUACCUUCCUUCUGGGUCGCUUCUAUGAUAUAUGUAUUCAUAUUUAACUGUACUAGAUAUUAUUAUAGUAACACCACAUUUCAUUUUGAUUUUUAAGGUAUAAAUAUAUGGAAAUUUUUUGAUCUCUUCUGAUCUCUAGGAGUGUGUUAUAUAGAAAUAUACAUAUAGAAAACCUCUCUUUUGUGGGGAGUUUAGUCUCUGAACGUUUAUUGAUAACUGAUUAAUCAUCUAAUGCCUCGUUUCCACUGAGCGGUAUGGUUCGGGUCGGUAUGGUUAUGAAGGGUUAGAAUGGUCCAGCUUAUUCAGGUGAGCGUUUCCGCUGCAAGUCAAACCGCCAGGGGGCAUGCAGGGUUUAGACCAAAUGCCUAGCGUGUCAUUUGUCGUGAGCAUUGACGUUUUCCUGUCCGCCAAUCAAUGGAUUGUAUAGUGUCCGCCCUAACCGUACCGUACCAUUUCCUAUGGCCCUACAUCUGAAGGGGGCCCAGGAAUUAUGCGGUUUGGUUCGGUUAUAUGGGCCACUUUUAUAAUGGAAACACUCAAAAUAGCGUACCAGACCAAACCGACCGAACUGUACCGCUCAGUGGAAACGAGGCAUUACUACACCAAAGCAAUAGUAGGUAUCCAUAGUCACGAUGGCGUAUAAAAACCAAAACAACAUACCGGUAUAUAAAAACAAAAAUGUUAUUAAAAUCAUAAUACAAUUUAAUACAAAAGACAAAUAUUGUCAAGGAUAGCUAUCCCACAACUAUCAAUGACUAUUAGGUGUGACCCAAUAAACCUAAUAUUGAUGUACAAAAAUUGUACACACAGGGAGGAGAUUGAGUAUGAGGCCAAAAAAAAGCAGAUCUAGGUGGUUAAUUCUUCUACCUUGUAUCCUAAAGAUUUUUCACAAAUUCAGCAUUGCAGCAUAACUAAACACAGCUCUUCUUUAUUUUUUUUUUAUCCCUUACUCUCCUCAGCCUAUUCUUAUGUAGCUUCUUCCUUCUCCUGUACUAUUUACUUUCCAUUAAUUUAGAAUAUCAUUAAGAAGACAACAUUCUUAAUUUGAGUUUUAUUAAAUGACGUUAUUAUGUUUAAGCCAAUUUGUAGCGGAGCUGCAAUGCUGAGAAUCCUCUGGAGCUGGAAGGAAAGCGCUGGCUGGUGGAUAUAGCCCAUUCCCCCAGUAACUGGACGACAUACAGUUCAGGGAGUCAACUGAUUUUUAUUAGCCCACACACGGCUUUUAUGCACAGCCCCAUAGUAUGGGGUCUCUAAAGCAAGUUUACAGGGGAUUUUCCUAAGAGUCUGAGAGAUAAUUGAGCUGGGAAUUUAGAUAACUCAAUUAUCUUAGUUACAGGAAAUACAUAAAAUAUUAUAAAGCACUCCAAAAACAUAAUAAAACAUUACAGAUACCCCACAAAUCUUAUAUCCCUGAAUAGCCUGUAUCUGAGUGCACAACAUAUCCGAAAAGCGCUCAGAUUGGUUUGGUGGAACGGGAUCGGCCAUGAGGUGAUGCUCCAAAAGAGUUCCAGAGAAUCCAGGUCAGUGGCCGGUCUUUGUUUGAGAGUUCCUGCGUGAACACCGACUAAUUCUCCACCUAGCUGUUAGGUAGCAAAUGCCCCCCCCCCCUCCCAGUCAGUAGAUCCUAUCUCCUGAGCGUGGUUCGUCUUGUCGGUCGGGAAAGUAUACAGGCAGCAGUACCAUCCUGACCUGGGUUCGCAAGAACGUGUAGCCAAAAUAACUUUCCACGCACUCGACGACCAAAUACCACUGACUGUCUUCGGGAGACAAAGCAGCCACCCAGGGAAAGCACUCAAGUUAAUCCUUUAAUUGUGGUUAACAACCAGGGCUGGUCGGUGUUCUAAGUCAAUAAUGAGGUGGACCACACAAGUUCUGUUCAGUUCCCGAACAGGCUGAUACGAUAGUGUUUGGGAAAAUGAAAGAUGGGUUCGGGCAACUUCUGGGACUGAUACUAGGUCCGCCACACAAUUUGUAAAGUUUUCUUGUGAAUUGUAGAAACUCUAUACGUUGAAAAUCACAGUGGGAAGACGCUGAACGUCCAUAGGAAAGCAUUGAGUAAUGCUUUCCUACUCUUGCCGCGCAUGAACAUUAUGAGUUGAGAGGCGGAUCGGGGAGGCGAGAUCCCCAGCGCCAAGGGAGUCCGGCGCUGGAGAAAGGCAAGUGCUAAAGAUACACACACACACACACACACACACACACACACACACACACACACACACACUCUCACGAACAGAUGCGUACACACUAGCUAACAGACACACACACACACACACACACACACACACACUCUCACAAACAGAUGCGUACACACUAGCUAACAGACACACACACACACACACUCUCACAAACAGAUGCCACACACUAGCUAACAGACACACACACACACACACACACACACUCUCACAAACAGAUGCGUACACACUAGCUAACAGACACACACACACACACUCUCACAAACAGAUCGUACACACUAGCUAACAGACACACACACACACACACACACUCUCACAGAUGCGUACACACUAGCUAACAGACACACACACACACUCUCACGAACAGAUGCAUACAAACUAGCUAACAGACACACACACACUCUCAAGACCAGAUGCAUACACACUAGCUAACAGACACACACACACACACACACUCUCACGAACAGAUGCAUACACACUAGCUAACAGACACACACACACUCUCAAGACCAGAUGCAUACACACUAGCUAACAGACACACACAUUUACUGACAGACACACACUCAGUAACACACUAACACACACACUAACACACACACUCUAACACUAAUACACACACGAACACACACACUCUAACACUAACAUACACACACUAACACACACACACUCUAAUACUAACAUACACACACACAAUAACACACUUUAAAAAAAAUUUUAAUCCCCCCAGCCUCCCUACCUUUGGGAGCACUGAGGGGAUUCCCCGGGGUCCAGUGGUGUAACCCGGCAGGCUGGCGCGCGAGGGAGCACUCUCUCCCCUGAGUGCUUCCUCUUCAGCUCCCUCGCAUGCACCGCACUGAUGCAGGAGCCGGAAGAUGACGUCAUCUUCCGGCUCCGGUAUCAGUGCGGUGCGCGAGGGAGCUGUAGAGGAAGCACUCAAGGGAGAGAGUGCUCCCUUGCACGCCUGCCAGGUGACACCAGGGGCAGCCUAGGGGGGCCCUGAGAUGGCCAGCUCCUGGGCAUAGCACGUCCCUGCCUAUGUACUUACCCGGUUGCCUGCUUCCUCUUCAGCUCCCUCGCAUGCACCCCACUGAUGCAGGAGCCGGAAGAUGACGUCAUCUUCCGGCGCCGGUAUCAGUGCGGUGCGCGAGGGAGCUGUAGAGGAAGCACUCAAGGGAGAGAGUGCUCCCUUGCACACCUGCCAGCCUGCCGGGUGACACCAGGGCCAGCCUCCGGGGGCCCUGAGAUGGCCAGCUCCUGGGCAUAGCACGUCCCGCCUAUGUACUUACCCGGUUGCCAGCGAUCCCAUGCUGCGAUCGUGGUAUGGUGACUUACCUGGGAGCCCAAGGAGUCCCCCUCCUUCCUCUUCAAGCCCCCUUGGGCCAUGUGAUCGCGAGGUCCUUGUCAAUGCCAGCAGGGUGAGUGCCUGUAAUGACAGGUACUCCCCCUGCUGCCUGAAAUAAAAUAAAAACGGUUAAAAACAGUUUAAAAUUAAAUGAUAUAUACUUAGAUCAUAUAUAUGAUCGCAGUGUGUGUGUGUGUGUGUGUGUGUGUGUGUGUGUAUAUAUAUAUAUAUAUACAUACACACAUACACUGUCUAAGUGUAUUUUAAUAUUAAUAUAUAUAAAUAUCAAAAUACACGUAGAAUAUUGAUUAGAUAUAUAAUUAUCAUUAUUUAUAUAUAUAUAUAUAUAUAUAUAUAUAUAUAAUUAAAAUAAAUAAAUAUGCAAAUAUGUAAAAAAAAAAUUGUAAUUUCGUUCUAAAUGAAUUUUUAAAUUAAUAUUAUUGAUAUCAAAAUACACGUAGAACAAAAUAAUAUAUAUCUUUAAACAUAAGUAUAUACGUAUAUAUCACUAUAUAAACCUAUAUAUAAAUAAAAAUAAUUUGGAGAAAAAAAAAAUAUAUAUAUAUAUAUAAUGUGUAUGUAUAUAUUUAUGUAAUAAUUUUACAUAAGUAGGUCUUUUUAUUAAUUACAAUCUGCGGGACUUGCCUGACAACCCAUGCCGAAAGUCCAGGGAAUUUAAUUUGCUAGCACUUUAUUUAACCCUGUAACUUUCCAAGACACCAUAACCUGUACACUGUUUUACUCGGAAAACUUUGCUGAACACAAAAAUUUGUGUUUUACAAAUAUUAGUAAAAUCUAUUACAACGAUGAUAUCGUCAGUGAAAGUGACAUUCUUUGCAUUUUUCACACAAAAAUGGCACUUACACGGACGAUAUAAUUGUUGUGAUACACUUUAGUGUUUUGAAACACUAAUAUUUGUGUUCUCUCCUGCGUAUAACAGUACCCCUCAUGUACAGGUUUUAUGGUGUUUUCAAAAGUUACAGAGUCAAAUAUAAGGCUUGCGUGUCAGUUUUUUCACAUUGAAAUUCGCCAGAUUGGUUAUGUUACCGUAUGGUAGCCCAGGAAUGAAAAUUACCCCAAUGAUGGCAUACCAUUUGCAAUAGUAGAAACCCAAGGUAUUGCAAAUGGGGCAUGUCCAGUCUUUUUUUUUUUUUUUUUAGCCACUUAGUCACAAACACUGGCCAAAAUUGUCUAUCAAAUUAGUUUUUUGCAUUUUUCACACACAAACAAAUAUUAACACUAACUUUGGCCAGUGUUUGUGACUAAGUGGCUACUAAAAAAGACUGGACAUACCCCAUUUGCAAUACCUUGGGUUGUCUACUUUUGCAAAUGGUAUGCCAUACGGUCUCACAGGCAACGUAACCAAUCUGGCGAAUUUCAAUGUGAAAAAAAUGAAAAAUUUAACAUGUUAUAUUUGACCCUGUAACUUUCCAAAAUACCAUAAAUUCUGUACACAGGGGGUACUGUUUUACACCUGAGACAUCGUUGAAUACAAAUAGGUGUAUUUUAUUGCAGUAAAAGCAAACAGUAUUAUGACAUUCACAGUUAGAAUGUCACGUAGAACUAAAUUGUUUUUUAAAAAUUCUUAUUUUCUCCCAUUUUUUUUAUAUUUUAUUCUCCUAUUAGAGAAUUAGUGCAGCAAUAAAAGAAGAAGAAAAAAGAAUAAACUUGACUCUCUGCAUUACUUUAUAUAUCUUAGCUGCAAUGUCAAAAGGGACCUCAAGAAUGGUUUUGCAGAUUCUCUGCUGCUCUGAUUGUCUUCACUUUGAUGUAUAGUGACUGUGAUCAGUCUAUGGCGAUGACGGUUUACAGCAAUUCUUGUUGCUAGAUUAGGCCCUGCUCAACCCGAUCAGCCUGUUCUCCCAUAGGGAUUUUGGUUCUAUAGUAUGUGUGUGUCUCUGUUGUGGGCCUCAAAAUUCACAGAGCACCUAAGACCUCGUGUUGCUGCCCUUUUCUUGGUGUCUCACAGCCUUAAUCCGCAAGCUUCCUGUACAUAUGCCUUGUCAUAAGACUCCUCCCCUCUCGGAGUAUGCAUGCAUGAUCACGUCAUCUUGAGACAGCUAAUGUUUACACUUCCUUUAUUGCAAAUUCUGUUUAAUUUAGAAUUUCUUAUCUCCUGCUCUGUUAAUAGCUUUCUAGUCCCUGCAGGAGCCUCCUGUAUGUAAUUUCAGCAGUCGGCUGUCCAUCCGGCAUAAUUCAGGACUCUGUUUUGGUAUCUCUUUUUUUAUGGUUUAUCUUCGGAUUUACCAUUGUACUUUGUACUUUUUUUUUUUGUUUUUUUUGUUUACUAUCAUAUUUACUAUAGUCUGUUUUGGCACAACCUUUUCUUGUCUUGUUUUGUCUUAUCUUAUUUACAUAGACUGAUUUCUAAAUGCUUAUAGUUUAAAGACACAAAACUGUGAGUAUUAUUGCUGUGGAGCUCUGUUAUACUCUCAGACACACCAAUAAUAUGGAACUUCUAGAAAAAUGGACAUUAGAAGGGAAAAGGAGGACAGAGGGAUUUGCUGGCAAAAUCCUAAAAAGGAACACUUGGGAGAUGUGCAAUAUACUGCCAGACUUUCUAAUAGCAUGCUGGCCUGGUGUAUCCUGAAAAAUAUGAUCGAUCUGGCAACUCUAACUGUGAUAUUGGUAUCGUCACUCUGCCACUGCAGAAAUAGUAAACACAAAUUACAUAAAGACAAAACUGAAUUAGUACUGUACAGUCAGCAAUAAAUGACGCAUGUAUUCUAAAAAAAAAAAUUGGAUUUUGAGAUAUCACUCUCAAACCACACCUGAGAUUGCCAUUGUUGGGCUGCUCCACCCUGUGUUCCAAAUUUCGGCAGGUGUUUUUUAAAUGAUCUGAAAGAAGGAGUGAUAUUUGAAUAAUGAAGCAAUUGCCACUUAGUUAUGUUGCUUGUCAACAAAGAAUAGUCUUUAACCUUUUGAGUGCUAUAUAGGUAAAUAUAUGCUCAAGGUUAUUUCAUAAAAGUAAUGUUGAUGUCAAUCUAAUGCCACCACAUUUAACCCCUUAAGGACCAAACUUCUGGAAUAAAAGGGAAUCAUGACAUGUCACACAUGUCAUGUGUCCUUAAUUAAAGGAACAAAAUAGCAUUAGGAAUACAAACUUGUAUUCCUAACACUAUAGUGGUCUACUACCUAUUUACAUGUGCGGGGCUCCCCUGUGUGUAUUGAAAAAAGCUAUUUACUUACAGUACCUUUCUUCCCCUUGGUGUUCCAACCUUACUGCAGUCCUUCCUCCUCUCUGGCUGAGAUAAUCAAUUCUGACUCCAAUGCUUCUCUAUUAGAAGCAUUGGGAAGAACGUAAGCUAUAUCGAAAAUCACAGCAUUAUUCCAAUUAGCAUCCCCCCAUAGGGAUGCAUUAAGUCAGUGCAUCUAUAUAGUAAGUAUUAAGCGUUUCCUUACUGUGCUUAUCUUUGCAGGACUGAACCCAGGAAGUCCCUUUAGUGGCUGUCAGAGUUACAACUACUAGAGAUGUGCUUAGGGAGCAGUGUAAUCACCGCCUUUUCUCAGAAAAAGCAGCAUUUACACUGCGUAGCUUGCAGAAACAAACUCUAGACACCAGAACAACUACAUUAGGCUGCAGUGAUUCUGGUGUCUAUAGUGAAACUUUAAGCUUAAAACGUUACUAUAGCCACCAUGACCACUUUGGUGAUUUGUGCAGUGUUUCAGCUUGAAACACUGCACUUACAGAGAUAUUUAUAAUUGUGUGCUCGGAGCUAGUUGCACCUCAGCACACGUGACAUUUGCAGCCCAAAGCUCUGUUCUGUUCAUGCUUAUAAUAGGUAUGCAACCUUAUUAGAGGCUGUAGUGGACUUGGUUCCAUUUAAUUAAAUGGGCAGGACUUCUCCCUCAUGAUAUCUACUUUUAGAUAAACUGCUGCUUCCUAUGAUUUUUAACGGUAUGUUUAAUUAUCCUUAUGUAUUUGUGAGAUAGGAAAACUUAAAUUAAAUGUAGAAGUUCACACCUCUUUUUAUCCUGCAACUAGGCUCCUACAUCUAAAGACAGGUGCCAGGUGCUUAGAUGAGGAAACUGGCUGCAGGAUAAAGAGGUGGGAAUUUCUAUAUUUAAUUUAAGUUUUCUUAUUUCACAAAUACACCGGGAUAAUUAACAAUGUAUUUUACACUUGUCAAUCAGCAUAGAGGAAGCAUACACGAAGAAAAGAAAUUAGAAGAAAAGAGAAAUUAGAUUGUAUUUGCAAUCUUUUUCCUGACCUUUCCUUCGUUGUUUGUGAUGUAAUUUGCUAAAUCAUUACUAUAUAUGUUUUAAUUUUUUUUAAAUCUAUCAUCUCAUGAAAAAUAGGCUACCGCAAGUUAUAGGUACAUUUUAUGUUUUAUUCAGUUGUGUAAAUCCCAGAGAAGUGACAGUUCCGGUUUAAUGUAACUCAUAAAAUGUUACGGUUAAUUUGGUCAUCAUGGUGGGUUUUUAAUAAAUAAUCAAUGUGCAUCUUGUCUUUGUUUUUUGUGCAAAAAAAAUAAAUAAAAAAAAAUGUGGUGAUCAGUGGUAACUUGCUUUUUGUGUAUAAAAUCAAUCUCUAAUCAUGUAAUAAUUUUCAACAAAACAAGCAACAUAUAAUGCAUAUACCUAGGCAGCAAAAAGUUAAACAAAGUAUGUAACAUAAGGUAUAUGUGUGUGUGUAUAGGUAUGUAUAUGUAUUGCUUUUUCUUACUUUUUCAUAGAAUAGCUAGAUAGUAGAAUGUGAGAAAAUUGAGGGAAUAAUGUAUUAAAUAAGGAAAGGAUAGCAUUCAUACAGUGCUACAUUGAAUCGUUGUCAUAGUUUCCCUACAUCUUUAAUGUAUUAAAUACUGAAGCGAUGACUUUUCUAGUUGAACAUACUCGCUUGGGUGGACUGAAAAAUCUUCUGAUAGUGUCACACUGAUCGUAGGGUCUUCCUCAGUGUGUGCCACAUUGUAAGUAUGGUCCCUCCCAGUCAGGUUUGACUUGUUCUAAAAUAUCAGAUAAAGAAAGGAAACUUGUCACACUGCCUGAAAGGUAUUUGUUAGAAGGAAGAGUGAGAUUCUUCUCUGACUACUAUGUGACCUGCUUUACACUCCAUUUGAAAAUCUUUUUUUUUUUUUUUCCCUUUUUCAUAUGAAAGGCGACUUGUCUUUGAACCCUUCCUUUUCCUAAACCACGCAGCCCUUCGCCCCUCUGUAGGAUGGUGUCGCGGCACAGAGUUUGGAAAUCAUGCUGUCUUGGUGGUCUCUGGUGGUUUCAUAGCUGUAAGUGUGAAAGACCCAAAGAUAAGGAGCCCAAAACAACGGUGAGUUGGAUUUACAUUGGAGCUGCAUUUAUUAGCUUUUGCUGGUAGUCUACGGAAGUUAAAUACAUUUAGCACUCAACAUUUUUCAUUAAAUAUAGUGUUAGUUUUAUUGAGCGAUUUGGCACUAGAGUCAAUAUUAGGUGAGUCUUUUUUAUUUGGCUACUUAUACUUGCGUUGUUUUAAAAAAAAUUUAUAUUUACACUGAACUGCUUAGUAUGUUGGCACUGUAUCAAUGUCAAUUAUAAUAAUGGAUGCCAAUUACGGAUGCCUGCCUGCUUCAUGUAGUAUUUAGAUUAUUUGAUUUUUUUUUUUUUUUUUGUAAUGCAUUUUCCCUAACAAUGUUUGCUGAGGUUAUACCUGUUGCUGUGGUUAUUGUUGCCCGUCGGUUUCACUUAUGAUUCUGUUUUCGUUUUUGAUCAUACCACUUUGUCUUAAGUUUGUGACUGUGUAUUUGUAGAGAUUAUGAGGCAAAAAUGGCAAAUUACAGUUUAAUAUUAUUGUAGGUAUAUGCUUGGAUUACGCUACAAAUGAUAGGUUUAUGCUUGGAACUAUUGGGGGUUAUGGCAGACUUGCCUGGCAGUGGGAAAACACCAACAUACAAAUCUUUAAUGGCAAAUGUAGCACCUGGUCUCCUAGGAGUAUGCCGAUUGGUAAUCUGUUUAUGUACGUUUUCUAGCUUAUUUUAGCUAAUUGUCUGUCUUUCAACCAUGUCAGUUCCAUUCCCCCUUUCCUCAGUGUUUAUAGUGGUAGCAAAGACACUUUUAAUCAUUUAAAUAUAUUCAAACAACAAAUUAGCCUUUUAUUAAAGGCUUUACUUAAGAAUUGUCUGCUAGAAAAGGAGCUUGUCCAUUACAUUUGAAGAGACACUCACUUAGGCUUUUUGUUGUAUAAUCUCAAAAUGAAACAGUAUGCACAUACAUAGUAACACACCAUUCUUCAUAGAAUUCUAACUAAUCAACGUUAAACAUUCUGAUAUUGGUUGUCUUGGUGGUUCUAUGACUAUAUCCCAUAUUUUAUCACAAGUGUAUUAAGCUCCCUUUCAUAAUUAAUUUAGUACUCUACGUAUCCUCUUUGCUAUAUUGCAUCUUUUAUUUGCCAUGCUUAAUUCUUCAUUUACCACAAUGCACUUCUCUAGCAGAUCUAAUCUUUUAUAAUGUAUUUCUUUGUGCUUUUGCCAUAGUACAUCCCUUAUCAACAUUUUAUUCCAUGUUUGAUCACUCAGCCUAGCACAUUUUAGUUUUCUAAGAAACUGCUCCACUUAUAUAUAUAUAUUCUGUGUUGCUGCCUGGGGCAUUCACUGGUAUUCAGUGUCUCCACCCUCUGCAUGCAAACACUGAACAUUCCUUAUAGAGAUGCAUUGAUUCAAUUCAACUCUGAGGAGAUGCUGAUUGUGCAGGGUCGUGUUUGGCUUGUGCUUGCUCUACCCCUGAACAGCCUCCCUGACAGUAUCAGCCCAUCCAAUGCUUUCUUAUGGGAAAGCAUUGUUAUUGGCCUAGAUUAACACUUCUGAUUAUGUCGGCCAAGAAGGCAGAUCAGGGGCAGAGUCAUCCCAGCAGACUGGAAUAAAAGUAAGAUUUUACUUAUUUAGGGGGAAAGGGGAACAGGAAGGCUAAAUAGUUAGUUUAACACUAGGUUCAGGAAUACAUGUUUGUGUUCCUGAUCCUAUAUUGUUCAUUUAAUAGGCAAUAGACUUAUUAUUACCUUCAACUCCUCCUCUUCUAUCUCACACAGCUACUUUCAAAACCUUGCAAUUGCAUUUUACAACUCCAACCUCCACUACAUUAGAGAAGGCUGAAUGAAACAUGACAUCUCCUCAUGGUUGGCAAUGACACAGCACUCAUAGACAAAAUCAGCCUGCUACCCCCAAAGGUGCUCCAAAACAGCUGAAUGUUAAUAAGGCACUAAUAUCACACAUGGGAUAUACUAAAAGCAAUGAAUUAAUGCAGCAUGAUGAGUUCAUAAGGGGACAAUAAUCAUAAAAAUAAUAGUAACAUAAAAAAAUGUAACACGAAGGGCAUUGAAAUAAGUUUUAGUGAUAAAAUAUAUGCUUGAAAAACUAUGUUUAAUCACACUGGUAGUUUCCAAGAUAUUUUAAAAUGAGAUGUCCUGUUUGAAUGACUUCUGAUCUGAAAAACAACGCUCUUUCCUUAAAAUGUUGUAAAUGAGUGUUGCAGCUGGGUUUAGGUAAAAUUGUCAGGUGGGUGGAAGAUAUAAAGCAAGUAUUUGGUGGGUUGCUAAUAAUUACUGAAUAAUAUGGUGGUAUGGCUGACAUUCUGAAUCUGAAUGUUUGUGCAAUGAUGAACCUAUGGCUAAUAAAAAUAUCAAAUUUUCUAGAAAAGUGAUGAUUCAGCGACCUUUCACCCCAGUAAUUGCUAUUCCAUCAGAGGUAUGUUAAAAACAAACAAAAAACAACAACAGAAAACCCCCACCUCCAUCGCACUUCUGUGUUGUAGCAAUUAGAUCUCUCAUAUUAUGCCGCAGCCUCGAGCACGCUCUUGGGCAUAUAACAGAGAAACAUAGAAUGUGACGGCAGAUUAGAACCAUUCGUCCCAUCUAGUCUCCCCAAUUUUCUAAAUACUUUUAUUAGUCCCUGGCCUUAUCUUAUAGUUAGGACAUGUCAUGUGUCCUUAAGGUGUUAAACUCCAUCACUGUGUUAUGAGCUAUAUGCAAUUUUUCCUGCAGUCACUGUGUUAUUUAUGUACUUUACUUGGCAAAGCAUGUAAAUCAAAUUGAAAACAAAAAAACUAUAUAGAGAAUUUAAAAAUAAUUUUAGCACAACUUAAUGCUAACUUAGUAGGUUGUGCUGAAAUCUAGGACAAGAAAGUUCCUUUUAAGUCUACUGAGAAAGAACAAUUGUUUGCCUUCCCAGUGGGACUACUUCCUUCCCUUAGCCCUCAGCUUGUGAAUCUGUUAAUGCUUGAGAUGUGGUGAAUAUCAUGUUUAGACCCUUAAAGAUAAUAUAUUUAUAUUUUAGCAUUUCAUAACUAUAUGUGUAUAUAUAUAUAUAUAAAUAAACAGAUACAAUUUGUAUCCUCUAAUAACUUUUUUUAUUGGACUAACAAAACUUUUUAAUGACAAGCUUUCGGGAGGACCUCCCUUUCUCAAGUCUAAAGCAUUUCUCUAUCAAGACGAUACAUAGAAUUCAAAGUUGAGUUGUGAUACAGGGGUUAAAGCAACAUGAGUGCAGAUAAGUCGCUUUAACCCCUGUAUCACAACUUAACUCUGUCUAUUUCGAUCUAUCAAUUUCUAUCCAUCUACCCAACACAUCUACCCAACACACAACACCACAAACAGCCUUGCCUCAGACACAACCAACCUCAAAGUAAAAGAUCACAGGCAGCCUCUCUAUACAUGCACAACAGCCUCUCCCAAUCCUAAUGCCAUCCCUCUUUUGUCCUUUGAUAUUCCACUUAUAGGGACACCAGAGACAAGCCAUUGGCAAGCGCAGAAAAAGUGGUGUGUCAUUAAACUUGCAUGUGCUGUACUAAACACAGGGCAUUUUCCCUAUGCCAGCAGUUCUUCAGCAUUGUUCUACGCGUGACCUGUCCAAGAGGGGCAUUGUUUUGUUCCGGUGUGUUUACAAUUAAAACAUUCAAGGCUGUGUUAUUACUUUGUGUCACUAAUUGUCUCCAAAUAUCACUGAAACUCUGGAACAUGGAUUUCAGACAAUCUUUUUAUUCAACCUCAAGCACAUUUCCGCUUCAGUAGCUCAGUCUUCAGUGACAACUCAAAAUAGUUCCAACUGUUACACAGAGAUCUAGACAUUCUAGGGGGUGUGCCAUGCUGUCCUUAAACCUGUUUGAGCUCAUCUCAACACACUUCUUUUUUCAAAAAUAAAUAAAUAAAAGAACUCUAAAAGGCUUUUGAUAACAACAUUCAACAGAAAAAUACAUAAAACAGUAAACCAUAAACCUGGACUAGAACAGUUCAUCUGUACAGCUAAUGCUCAUAAGCUCCAGGGCAUGGUCCAGAUUCACAUGCCUAUAUGGUUGUAGAGUUGUUGGUUGAGGGAAACGGGUCUCUGGAGGAGUAACCAAUGGCUGUAGAUUACCAGUUAUCUGACUAGGAACAUUCUGAUGUUUUGUAUAAUUUCCAGGAAUAGUAUUUUCAGUCCUCAAGGUACUGAGGUGGACACCACAGUCCAUGCCAGAUAUCCUUAGCAGCUGAAUUCAGGGAUUGUAUUUCACCUGCUAGAGAUCAAUAUCUCAUCUGUGGACAGCAAUAUGUAUCACCCGCUGGUAAUAGAACGUUGAACAUUCUCUUUGUCCAUACCCAGGGCCGGUGCAAGGAUUUUUGACUACACAGGCGAAGAUGCAUUUUUACAACCCCGUCCCCCUCCAAAAAAAAUGCAUCUUCACCUCUGUGUCUCGUAGUCCCUCUUUUAUAUUUCUUACCCUCAUUGGUGUUUCAUAUCCACUCUCUUGUAUGUCUUACCCCUUUGGCCCCUUUGUACCUUACACCCCCCCUUUAGUAGAAAGAUAGAAAGGUGUGUAGGGGGUUCACUCCAAAACAGAAGGUCAAUAGGCAGCAGUAACCAAUGCAAGGAUUCCCAACCUUGUAUAAAGACAGUGUAAAAAGAAAGAGAAGGAGACCGCGCCUUACAUUAACUGUAUAUACAUACACUAGAUGUUUCUUAAUUAUUGUAGAUAAUGUUUCCUCAAAAAGAGAACACAAAGAGAAAAUAUAUACAAUAGUGUAGUAUGUUUAACAAUUUUUAAACAAUGAUAAUCUAGAAAACGGAGGUAUUUUAAACUCACAUUUGGUAGAGCUAUUGUGGAAGCUCUACCGUAAUUCGCACGGACGGUACAAUCCCCGUCUCAGGAUUAGAGGUCCAGCGUCUUUAACACUCCAAUGGUAUAGUGAUACGGAUCGAAUAAAAGAAAAAAGGGAAACUCCAAUGGUAUAGUAGUUCCAAAUCCAAAUAUAAAAGAAUAAAAUGAAAGUAAUUAUACUCACAUUUGCUAGAGCAGACAACUUGCUCUAGUAUAUAGGGCUUGUAGUGGUAUAAUCCCCACUAUAGGAUAUAUAGGUCAGGAGGUAAUGAGGAAAAAAUAAAUAGUAUAAUAAAGUAGAAUAUCACUUUAAAAAAUAUUUAAUAGUAACAUAAGUAAAACAAAAUGCUAUGUAACAUAACACUUAACGCGUUUCGCCAGUUGGCUUCAUCAGAAGUGUAAAAAAGCAUACCUCAAAACCUUCAUAAAUAUAUAACUUACAUAAUUACAGAUGUCUUCCUGGUGUGUCACGGCCGUGGAACGCACGCGGCAAAACCGGAAGCGGCGCGGCGUUCACGUGUGCGUUGAUAUCCACCGUGGAACGCACGCGUUGCGCCGGAAGUGACGCGGCGCUUCCGCGGACAUAUUAAAAACCGUGCGUUCCAACGUGAAACGCACAAUAGCCGCAGCUAUUGUAUUACAAGAUUAAAAAAAAAAAAUCGAACAAAUGGAUCAGUAACAAAGAGUCUUCUUUUCCAUAAUGAGAGCAUGGGGAUAUAUAAAGUCCAUAUAGUCCUUUUUUUGGGGGCAGUCUUGAGAGUCCAAAACUAUAUGGAAGUGCUUCAUCCUUGAUUGAUCUCUUGUAGAUUCAGCCAUAUUUAAAGGAGGCAAAAGUAUGGGCAAAAUCAUAAUAAAAAUAUAAGAAACAUAUCCCAAUAUAAAAUACACAAAUAUAAAAGGGAUGAUAAAACACUAUAAACAAAUAUAUGUAUAAAAAAGACCAAAGAAAAAAAUAAUAACUAUACAGUUAUAUAUAAAAUAGUAAGACAUAUGAACAUGUCUCUAAAACAAGUAUUAAAUAAGUGUAUUAAUGGUAAAAAAUACCAAUAAUUAGUAUUUGCACAUAGUAAAAUAGGUAUUAAUAAAAUUAAUAAAAAGAAUAAAACAAUUAAAAGAAGAGGACCCAGAGAGGAAAAAAACAACAAAUAUUAAAUGGGUAUAUUAAUGUUUUUUCUUUUAUUUCGCCCAUUUUUUGGGAUUAUAAAAAAUUAAACAAAUCAAAUUCUAUGUUUAAACCAUCUGGGUGUAGGGUAUUCAUAUUAUAAACCCAUUCCAUCUCUGUACGUCCUAUUUUUUUAAUAUGAUCACCUCCUCUCCAGUGGGAUUUAACAGUGGCGAUACCGAUAAAAAUGAGGUUUUUAGGGUCAUUAUUAUGGAUGCAAAAGUGGGACGAGACAGAAUGAUUUUUAAAACCCUUUUCUAUGUUUCUGCAAUGCUCGGCAAUUCGUGUUUUUAAAGGUCUGAUGGUCCGUCCUAUAUAUUGGAGGCCACAAGGGCAUUCCAAUAAAUAUAUAACAUUUUUACUAUUGCAUGUAAUUAUUUCUUUUAUAUUAUAAGGUUUGCCAUUGUUAUUUGAUUUAAAAUUGGAUCUUAACUUAGGUGUAACUUUAGUUUUUUUGCAUGCAAUACACGUAUUGCAUUUGUAAAAACCGUUUGUCGCAUUUAAAAAAACUAGCCCCUAUACCCUUUUUCUCAGGUUUAGUAUAAUUUUUUGUAAGGUGCAUCUUUAAAUUAGGCGCUCCCCUAAAAACUAUUUUUGGUCUCUCUGGUAUCAGGUGUUUAAGAAUAACAUCUUCUUUCAAUAAGUGCCAGUGUUUAUUAAUAAUCUUUUUAAGUUCUCUAUUUUUAUUAUUAUAAUCUAAUAUAACAGGAAGUGCUAUACUUUGUUUUUGAGUUCUCUUCUUAGAUAGUAAAUCUUUCUGGUUGAUCGACAGUGCUUGAUUAAAAGUAGAUUGAAUAGUGGUUUUAUUAUAUCCUUUUUUUUUUUAAAAACUUUCUUUAACUGUUUCUGCUUGUUGUUUAAAAACAGAAGUUUCUGUACAAUUUCUUCUUAGUCUAAGCAUUUGACUCUUUGGAAUACUAUCUAGCCAUACUUUGUUAUGGCAACUUUUAGUGUCGAUGUAGUUAUUGACAUGAACCUCUUUAAAAUGAGUCUUGGUAUGGAUUAUAUUGUUCUUAAUAUAAAUGUUUAAGUCCAAAUAUGUAAUACAAGUGUCACUUAUUACUGAAGUUAAAAUUAUUCCUUCUUGGUUAGUAUUUAAGAAGGAAAUAAAUUCUUUAGCUUCAGUUGAAGUUCCUUUCCAUAUGAAGAGGAGGUCAUCUAUGUACCUUGAGUAGGACACCAGUUUUUUUUGCCCAACCAUGCUUACUCCAAAUGUAUCUAUCUUCCCAUUCCGCCAUAUAGAGGUUGGCAUAGCUGGGCGCAAACCUGGUGCCCAUAGCUGUACCUGUUUUUUGUAAGUAAAAACCAUCUUUGAACCAAAAAUAGUUAUUGUUAAGAAUUAAAUCUAUCCCUUCGAUUAAAAACUCUAUUUGGUCUUGUGGCAUACUUUUUUCUUUUUCUAAAAUGGUUCUUACUGCUUUACAUCCUUGAUGGUGCUUAAUAAUAGUGUACAGGGACUGAACGUCACAAGUAAUGAGUAGAAAAUCAUUCUCCCAUUGAAUACUCUUUAACUUAUUUAAUAGGUUGAUAGAGUCCUUGAGGUAUGAUUUUGUUCUAACAACAUAUGGUUGUAAUAAAAUGUCUAUAUAUUCAGACAGAUUGGAAAACAGAGAUCCAAUACCGGACACUAUCGGUCUCCCAAAUAGAUAACCAGGAUUCGAGGAUGUUGUAUAUUAAUAUAUACAAAUUCAUUUUUAUUAAGAAUACCGGAUCUCUUUCCUUCCUCAAGAAAUAAUUGAAGCUUAGAUUUCAUCUCUGAAGUAGGGUUAUUACCAAGUCUUAUAUAUGUAUUAUCAUCAUUUAAUUGUUUAUAAGCUUCACUUUCAUAUUGUUCUCUUGAUAAUAUAACCAAACCUCCUCCCUUGUCAGCAGGUUUGAUGACGAUAGAUUCGUCGUUGUAAAGGUCCUUUAGUAUUUCCCUCUCGUGCUUAUUUAAAUUAGGUCUAUCGGUAUAUCUGUUGUUUAAUUCUAACGUUUUUAAGUCUUUACAUACUUUCCGUUCAAAUAUAUCUAGUGCGCUAGAUUUUAAAUGGGCUGGAUAAAAAGUAGAUUUUUUUUUUCUUUAAAUUACUUCUUAUAUAAUCAUUAUUUAAAUUUGUAUUUGUAGUAAUGUGUGCAGUUGGUUGUAUAGUCUGUGUGUCCUGCAUUUUAGAAAUAAAAAAUCUUUUGAGGGUUGCAUUUCUGACAAAUUUAUUGACAUCUAUAUAAGUAAGGAAAGAAUUAUAUGUUCUGGUGGGAGCAAAUUUUAAGCCUUUUUUUAGUAUAUUAAUUUGUGUAUUAUCUAAGUUUUUAUUAGAGAGAUUAAAUAAACCCGUGGGGGAAGUGUCAUUUUCUGUUUUUAGAAUCUUCCUUUUUUGCUCUCUUCUCUUGGAGUAAGCAUGGUUGGGCAAAAAACCUGGUGUCCUACUCAAGGUACAUAGAUGACCUCCUCUUCAUAUGGAAAGGAACUUCAACUGAAGCUAAAUAAUUUAUUUCCUUCUUAAAUACUAACCAAGAAGGAAUAAUUUUAACUUCAGUAAUAAGUGACACUUGUAUUACAUAUUUGGACUUAAACAUUUAUAUUAAGAACAAUAUAAUCCAUACCAAGACUCAUUUUAAAGAGGUUCAUGUCAAUAACUACAUCGACACUAAAAGUUGCCAUAACAAAGUAUGGCUAGAUAGUAUUCCAAAGAGUCAAAUGCUUAGACUAAGAAGAAAUUGUACAGAAACUUCUGUUUUUAAACAACAAGCAGAAACAGUUAAAGAAAGUUUUUUAAAAAAGGAUAUAAUAAAACCACUAUUCAAUCUACUUUUAAUCAAGCACUGUCGAUCAACCAGAAAGAUUUACUAUCUAAGAAGAGAACUCAAAAACAAAGUAUAGCACUUCCUGUUAUAUUAGAUUAUAAUAAUAAAAAUAGAGAACUUAAAAAGAUUAUUAAUAAACACUGGCACUUAUUGAAAGAAGAUGUUAUUCUUAAACACCUGAUACCAGAGAGACCAAAAAUAGUUUUUAGGGGAGCGCCUAAUUUAAAGAUGCACCUUACAAAAAAUUAUACUAAACCUGAGAAAAAGAGUAUAGGGGCUAGUUUUUUAAAUGCGACAAAAGGUUUUUACAAAUGCAAUACGUGUAUUGCAUCCAAAAAAACUAAAGUUACGCCUAAGUUAAGAUCCAAUUUUAAAUCAAAUAACAAUGGCAAACCUUAUAAUAUAAAAGAAAUAAUUACAUGCAAUAGUAAAAAUGUUAUAUAUUUAUUGGAAUGCCCUUGUGGCCUCCAAUAUAUAGGACGGACCAUCAGACCUUUAAAAACACGAAUUGCCGAGCAUUGCAGAAACAUAGAAAAGGGUUUUAAAAAUCAUUCUGUCUCGUCCCACUUUUGCAUCCAUAAUAAUGACCCUAAAAACCUCAUUUUUAUCUGUAUCGCCACUGUUAAAUCCCACUGGAGAGGAGGUGAUCAUAUUAAAAAAAUAGGACGUACAGAGAUGGAAUGGGUUUAUAAUAUGAAUACCCUACACCCAGAUGGUUUAAACAUAGAAUUUGAUUUGUUUAAUUUUUUAUAAUCCCAAAAAAUGGGCGAAAUAAAAGAAAAAACAUUAAUAUACCCAUUUAAUAUUUGUUGUUUUUUUCCUCUCUGGGUCCUCUUCUUUUAAUUGUUUUAUUCUUUUUAUUAAUUUUAUUAAUACCUAUUUUACUAUGUGCAAAUACUAAUUAUUGGUAUUUUUUACCAUUAAUACACUUAUUUAAUACUUGUUUUAGAGACAUGUUCAUAUGUCUUACUAUUUUAUAUAUAACUGUAUAGUUAUUAUUUUUUUCUUUGGUCUUUUUUAUACAUAUUUGUUUAUAGUGUUUUAUCAUCCCUUUUAUAUUUGUGUAUUUUAUAUUGGGAUAUGUUUCUUAUAUUUUUAUUAUGAUUUUGCCCAUACUUUUGCCUCCUUUAAAUAUGGCUGAAUCUACAAGAGAUCAAUCAAGGAUGAAGCACUUCCAUAUAGUUUUGGACUCUCAAGACUGCCCCCAAAAAAAGGACUAUAUGGACUUUAUAUAUCCCCAUGCUCUCAUUAUGGAAAAGAAGACUCUUUGUUACUGAUCCAUUUGUUCGAUUUUUUUUUUUUAAUCUUGUAAUACAAUAGCUGCGGCUAUUGUGCGUUUCACGUUGGAACGCACGGUUUUUAAUAUGUCCGCGGAAGCGCCGCGUCACUUCCGGCGCAACGCGUGCGUUCCACGGUGGAUAUUAACACACACGUGAACGCCGCGCCGCUUCCGGUUUCGCCGCGUGCGUUCCACGGCCGUGACACACCAGGAAGACAUCUGUAAUUAUGUAAGUUAUAUAUUUAUGAAGGUUUUGAGGUAUGCUUUUUUACACUUCUGAUGAAGCCAACUGGCGAAACGCGUUAAGUGUUAUGUUACAUAGCAUUUUGUUUUACUUAUGUUACUAUUAAAUAUUUUUUAAAGUGAUAUUCUACUUUAUUAUACUAUUUAUUUUUUCCUCAUUACCUCCUGACCUAUAUAUCCUAUAGUGGGGAUUAUACCACUACAAGCCCUAUAUACUAGAGCAAGUUGUCUGCUCUAGCAAAUGUGAGUAUAAUUACUUUAAUUUUAUUCUUUUAUAUUUGGAUUUGGAACUACUAUACCAUUGGAGUUUCCCUUUUUUCUUUUAUUCGAUCCGUAUCACUAUACCAUUGGAGUGUUAAAGACGCUGGACCUCUAAUCCUGAGACGGGGAUUGUACCGUCCGUGCGAAUUACGGUAGAGCUUCCAUAAUAGCUCUACCAAAUGUGAGUUUAAAAUACCUCCGUUUUCUAUAUUAUCAUUGUUUAAAAAUUGUUAAACAUACUACACUAUUGUAUAUAUUUUCUCUUUGUGUUCUCUUUUUGAGGAAACAUUAUCUACAAUAAUUAAGAAACAUCUAGUGUAUGUAUAUACAGUUAAUGUAAGGCGCGGUUUCCUUCUUUCUUUUUACACCCCCCCUUUAGUGUGUCUCCUACAACACCUCUUAUGUAUUUCUUACUUCCCCACCAGCCCCUUUCUGUCUCUUUCUUCCCCUCAGUCCCUAUCUAUCUCUCUUUUUCUCCCAUAUAGACAUAGAUAGAGGCAAAUAUACAUAUAUGCACAAAAACACAAACGUACAGACACAAUACCAUACAAGCACACAGACCUAGUUAUUGAGGCACACAGUCACAAAGAUAUACAGACACACAGUCAUAAAAGGCACACAAUCAAACAAACACAGUCAUACAAUCUACACAUACAGAUACACUGUCAUACAAACACAGACAUACAUUCAUACAGACACAGACAAAGAAAUGUAGAGAGUCAUAUAGAGACAUACAUACACAGUGAUACAGAGACAUACAUAUGCAGGCAGUCAUAAAGAGACAUACAGACAAGGCAUACAAAGACAUACAUACACAGACAAACAAAGAACCCUGCACACUGAUACAGUGUAAAUGCUCCAACCAUCCACAGUGGUGGAUGCUCCGUGUCAGGCGGACAUUGCUGGAUCCACCAGUAAAGUCUUCAAAAGGAAUUAAUGCAGGCAACACUCCAAUAGUAAGGAUGGUAUAUUUAUUGAUGGGUGAACCACCCCAUUGAAAUUGAGACGUUUCGGCUCAGCAGAGCCUUAAUCGUGCAAUAAGGCUCUGCUGAGCCGAAACGUCACACUUUCUAUGGGGGUGGUUCACCUAUCAAUAAAUAUACCGUGCUUACUAUUGGAGUGUUGCCUGCAUUUAUUCCUUUUGAAUACAUACACAGACAGUCAUACAGAGACAUACAGACUCUAUGUCUCUGUAUGACUGUCUGUGUAUGUAUGUCUGAGUAUGUACACAGGGUGGCUAAAAGAUAGAUCCCAAUCUGUCAUGCAACUUCAACAAUGCUUUGAAAGCUGGGGCUCUACCAAUUCCCCAUGCUUACAGGAUUGUAUUUAGCACGGAGCAGAAUAUGUGUGUUUGCAUGGAGUAUGCUUGUGUGAAUGUAGGGGUGUGUUUGUAUGUAGUGUUUGCGUUUGAAUGCAAGCAUGCAUUUAUGUGUAGUGUUGUUUUUUUAAUGCAGGGGUGUAUUUAUAUAUAAAUUUGGUGUCUGAUACAGAGGUGUUUGUAUGUAGUGUUGACAUUUGAAUGCAGGGGUGUGUUUGUAUGUAGUGUUGACGUUUGCAUGCAGGUGUUUAUUUGUGUGUAGUGGCUUUUGAAUGCUGAGAUGUACGCACAUAUACACAUACACUGCCACACACACACACUGUGAUACACAUACACGAAGAUACACAUGCAGAUACACAGAUACAAAUAUACACAAACUGAUACAGAUUCAGAUAGACAGACACACAGAUACACACUGACAGACACACAUACACACUGAUAGACAUACAGAUACACACACAGACACACUGACAGACAGACAUGCACACACACACACACACUGACAGACAUAGAUACACACAAACACACUGACAGACAUACACACAGACACACUGACAAACAUGCACUCACACACACACACAGAUACACACACAUGCUGGUCAAAAUAUACACUUUUCUAGCCACUCGCCUGUUUCCUACUUUGUGGGUUCAGGAGGGUGGCUUACCAGGGAUCCACAGUGCUGCCUGAGGUAGUUGGGAGUUGGAGGAGGUCCUGGCCAGCCCCCCUCCUCUCUGCCUUCUCCUGCUCUCGCUGCUCUAGUCUUCUUGGGCGGAAGUCCUCCCAUGCUGAUGAGAAGGGGGCCGGCAGUAGCUCCGCCCCUACUGGGCACCAGCCGCGCGGUGUGCUACAGAGGCAGCAGAGAUAUGAAAUGUUCAUAUCCCCACCCCCUCCCCACAGUCCGCGGCACUGCAGGUUGGUGCUCGGCCACGCUACAAGCAGUGACCGGCAGGAGAGAGGCGCUAUGCGCUUCCCUCCUGUAGGCCACCCAGACAUUUGCACCCCCGGGCUGGUGCGCCCUAAGGCACCCGCCUUUGCCGACUUAUGGACACGCCGGCCCUGCCCAUACCUUGUAUUAUGAUAACUGAAAUUAAUUUAUCUUGCCUGUGAUAGUUUCUAACCCAAACUCUAGCAUGAGUAUCUAGCAGACCAGCUAUGUAGCAUGUGGUGUAUUCUGGUAGUAAAUAAAAAAUCAUUGUGCAUUAGAUGCUGGAAAAUAUUUAAAAUAUCCAGCUUUACAGUGCUGGAUAUUAUUUAAAGCCAGAAAAGUCUCAAAUUCCUGUGAUGCAAAUUGGACCAUUGUCUCAAAACCAAUGUUUUAGGCAGUUCAAAUUUUACAAACAAGCUGUAAAGUAUGACAAUAAUUUGUUCUACCAUAGUACUUAAAAUGCAAAACAAAAUAGGUGCACUGUACCUUUAAAUAUUAGUGCAAAUAGUGCAAUAAUUUGUGCAAAAACACAGUGUGUAUACAAUAUAGUCACAUUCAGUGUAACAUAGGUGCAAAAUUGCAAGUGUAAUAGUGGAAAAUCCGAAUAAUAACUUACAAGGAAAGUGUAUAUCUCCUUUUGAUUCUCCAAAUCACAUAAGAACAUAUGUAAAGAGAGAUAUAAAAUGGAGAGACAUAGUGUAAUAUUGUUUAUACAUAGGUAUAAGAACCAACAAUGUAAAAAUAGGAGUAUCACUCACAAAAAAAGAGCAGUAAAAGCCUGCUCUAACUGAUCCAGCUUUUAAUCCACACUUACGCCAUCACGUGACCAGACGUAACUCCGAGUUCUAGGAAGUGAAACCUGCAGUGCCGAAAAUCACCAAGGACUGGUAGAUAUUUGCAAUACAGCACUGGCAAAAGGUUAUCAGACUUCUAUAUGGAAACGGGGAGUGUGGAUUUUAUUUACUUUUUUAAUAAAGGCUGUUUACUUUGAGAGCUAGUGUUCUGCCUACUUGUACCAACAUUGAAGUCCUGGUCUGUGGAUUAAAAGCUGGAUCAGUUAGAGCAGGCUUUUACUGCUCUUUUUUUGUGAGUGAUACUCCUAUUUUUACGAGUGAUACUCCUAUUUUUACAUUGUUGGUUCUUAUACCUAUGUAUAAACAAUAUUACACUAUGUCUCUCCAUUUUAUAUCUCUCUUUACAUAUGUUCUUAUGUGAUUUGGAGAAUCAAAGGAGAUAUACACUUUCCUUGUAAGUUAUUAUUCGGAUUUUCCACUAUUACACUUGCAAUUUUGCACUUAUGUUACACUGAAUGUGAAUAUUUUGUAUACACACUGUGUUUUUGCACAAAUUAUUGCACUUUUUGCACGUUCUAAUAUUUAAAGGUACAGCGCACCUAUUUUGUUUUGGAUUUUAUGUAUGGUGUUUUAUGAGCUUGUACACUUUUAGGUGCUGCUACACUUUUAUUAUCUUUACAUUCAUUUAAUAUUAAGCACUUUUAGCGCCUUUUAUUGCUUGUUUGUUUUUUAGCUACCAUAGUACUUGACAUUUACACCACUUCUGGUCACUUAAAAUGAGCUUCUACAGCUAUUAAAUCCAUCCACUGAUCCUGCAAAAUCAAUAUGUCUUGUCCAAUGUUCAGUUGGCCAUGGCCAAGUCUUGGAGGGAUCCCUCGUCGGAUUCUACUGAGUCUGUGCACAUGUAAGUAGCUACAUGAGAAGAGAUAUUUGUACCCAAUACAGGCCACCAAAUAUACUCCCGUGCUCUUAGUUAGACAUAACCUUCUAAAGGUGAAGCCCAUGGAGCAACACAGGAGGGGAGUGGGCCUUGACAGGGCCAGAGAGUUGGCAGGUGAAGUUAAGGUCAAGGGGUGUGGAAAAGUAAUGUCUGGACAGGGGGGGGAGGAGAAUAAGGGUUUAAAUAACAGCCAAUUUGGUGAGCUGGCCUUUUUAAUCAAAAUUACACUUACUUGAUACUUGUCCCUCCCACCCUCCCUUUGUGUUCGGUUGUCUUGUUUGGUAGGUAGUUUCCCGUUUGGUCACAGCGGCGGGAAUAGGGCCUGGGUUAAAGAGGAUUUAGGUGGAAUAGGAAGUGGGCAGGCCAAGGUCUAGGCUGGACUAUGCCGGAGUGGAAAAUGGUUUGUAGGUUCUAGCUCGUUGGUGGCUACGAAUCUGGGGGUGUAGGGGUGUCUGGGUACACCCCUACAGUUAAACAUAUGGUUAUGGGGCCUCUUUGGUAGGCCAUGGGUUAAACGUUAUGUAUUAUUGGAAUGUUUUAUUAUGUUAUUUGGUAGGGUCAUUGUCGGGGGUAUUGGGCAAGAAGGUCGGACAUAAUUAAUACUUGUGACAAUGACCCUAAAUUGUUAAAUUGUUGAAUUAAAAUUUUUAAUAAAGCUGUGGACUUUAUACUCCAACAGAAAUGGUGUCACAGAGUUAUUUUAUUAAGGUUUUAGCACAUGCCGAAUAACGACUGUGCACAUGUCAUGUAAAAUAGACAAUAAUGGUUUGUGGUUUGUGAUCAGAGUAGAAGGUCUGCCGUAAAUAUGAAUGUGGACUUAAUUCACAGCCCAAAUUAUUGCUAAAGCUUCCUGAUAAAUGUAGGCAUCGUUUUUUCUCAGCCAGGGUUAAAGAUCUGGAUGCAAGAGACACAAGGUGUUCCAAAACAGCAGGCAUAAUGUGUAUAAACACUGUGCCCAAACCAUAUAGAAAAGCAUUACAGGCUAGUACAAAAUGGUUCUUAAGGAGUCUUGAAUCCAGAAGUUGUUUAGAGCGUUAAAAUGCCUUUGAAAACAACUCAGUCCAGGCUCACUGUUUAUCACUAUCUAAAAUACAGUUUAAUGGAUAUAUAUUUAGUGAGCCAAAUUUGGUAAGAAACUAUGGUAAUUGAGCUUACCAAAAUAAGAACAUAGCUGGGAUACAUGGACAGGAGUGAGAGCAUGAACUAGUCAUGUGGACUCCUAACUGUCACGUAAGAACUCACACUAAUGUAUACUUACAUUCAAUCUGAAUUUCUGUAGGUGUUGUAAAACUGCUUUUCACGACCUAUAGGCAUUUUAUCUAACAUGCACUGCGUAUGCGGAAUACCUGCCAGUAUCUCACCCAUUAUCCGUUGCCAAACUGUAGGCACUGGGGCAAUUUCAAACACCAUCCAUGUAUACUGAAAAGGCCCUCUGUGAGUGUUGACAGUUAACAAAUGUCUGGGGUGUAUCUCCAACUGUAGGUACGCUUGAUGUAAGUCAAUUUUAGUAAAUUUUUCUCCGCCCGCAAGGGAACUAAAAAAUUCUUCAAUCCGUGGUAAAGAAUAUUGAUCAACAACUAAUUGUAGGGUUAAGUGCUAGUGUGAAAUCUCUGCAAAUGUGAAUGUCUCCAUUUUGUUUUUUGACAGGAACUAAUGGGGAAGCCUGUUCACUGCUGGAAACCGUAGUAAUACAUUGAUGUUGUAACCAUUCCAGUUCAAUUUUAGGUUUCAGUGCAAAAGGUUUACAAAAUAUACCUUAAUUUAAAGCCGAGUUUGCUUGCCUUUGACCAAACCUAAUGUUCCAUCAAAUACAGUCUUAUAUUUUUUGUUUAAUGUUUCAAUCCAAGUAGAAUUUGAACUGUUGCUGUGAUUAUUAACUGUUGUGGUUACUCUUGCAUGCCUAAAGCUUCAAUCCAGGAUCUACUGAACAAGUGUGGUUCUCCUCUGGGAAAAAAACCAAACAGUUUUUUUGGGGGGGGGGGGAAGGAGGGGUGACUAGGGUCCCCCCCUUUGUAUUUAGGGCCCCCACCCACCGCUCAGGGGUGGGGGCCAGGGGGGACAGUAGGUCCCCCCCCUUAUUGUUAUUUUUAGGGCCCCCACCCACCGCUUUUUUUUUAUUUUUUAUUUUUUUAACAGUGAGCAGCCACAGGCGGUAUUGCGAGUAGGGGCACAAUUUACUAAUACUAAGUAAUUUUUACUUAGUAUUAGUAAAUUAAUAGGGAGCAGACCGAACAUCUCAUAUGUUCGCCGUCCGUGGCGAACGCGAACACGCUAUGUUCGCCAGGAACUAUUCGCCAGCGAACCGUUCGGGACAUCACUAGUCCUCACUUUGAAUUUCCAACAAUUCUCACUUUAAUGGAUAACCCUGUUAGUAACUUAAUAAAACUAGGUUAAAAUGAAUGCGUCACUUGGUAAAAGACUGUGUGAAACAAAUUCAACUGAUUUUUUUUGGGAUGGAGUAGUAAAAAGAAUUUAUUGGAAAGGAGCAGUAGUUAUAUUUUAUAUAGGUUUCAGCACACACUUCAAUACUGUUUUUGUCAACUGAUGAUUACAGGCGGCAAAAGAUUGGAAUGCAGUGUAACAUACCUAAUCACACUAGCAAAGGAUAUGCUCACGAUGCAAAAUGCCUGUAUACUAUCUCAAGGGUCUGUCAUAAGUUGUAGGACCAAAAUUCUUCUUCAACUGUUUACUAAUAGAAUGCACUGACACUUUAGUUUUGCCUUGCCUUUGAAGUUUAGAAUAUAAAUAAUGGGUAUUAGGCCAUACAUUUAUUUCCAAGGUUGUCACUGCUGAGUCUGCUGACACACUGUUGACUGCAGCUGAAGAGGCCGUAGCGGUGGAUGCCGUUGGCUCUGGUUCAUCAUCAUCAUCUUUUUUGAAUCAGCCUUCCUUAGUCGUCUUCUUGAAAUGCUUGACCACAUUCGUGUGGUGCUACUGUUUCCGUAAUCAAUUGCAGAAGCCAAACACAGAGAGAUGGAGGCAGGUCUUCAGGAAGUAAAAAGGUUCUUUAUUCAUACCGAUCGGGUCUCAGAUGAACUCCUGUUCCAAAAAUAUCUGAGAGCCAGAGCACAGAUUGCAGAAGCUUUUUGUUAGCAGCAUAUCUCCUCCCAUACAGUAUAACCCCUCCUAUAUUCCUCAGACCAAUCAGCAAACAGGAUAUUCAGGAUCACCUUAUAUGGGCAGACCACAUGGUUCAUCUGAGACAAAGGAAUGUGCUUUCCACUUCCGCACAUGCUCAGUACACUGAUGACUCAUCCAACUGUUUGUAAUCAGAUACUAAUUAGCAUAUGCCAUGUGGAGAUUUCGGCCUACUAAAUUUUGACCAUGCUGGAAUCCCAUCACACUACUGCUAAAUCCUUUUAUUAAAGUAACUUUAUUAAUGCAUAAUGUUGAAAUUUUGCAGAGAUUGGGUUGGGAAAUGCUUGCCGCAAGCAGUUAGAUUGCGCAGCAGUUGGUCUGAUAACAUUAGGGUUAGGAUAGCAAGGUUGCUGAGCCAGAUAAGAAUAAAAAUUAAAUUUUCUCCAAAAAAUUCAAUAUACAUAAUUUAAGAAAUAUAUCAAUAUGUAGUAGUUAGUAAACUUGGAAAAAAAAACAACAAAUAACAAUUUGAUGACAGUUGUCCCUUAAUUUGUCAACCACUACACAUACUGAAGAACCAUUGAGCAGAUUAACUUGAUUGGGGCAAUUAUGGUACUGCACAUGCCCUGAAAUUGUGAGACUUGCAAAGGAGACCGGUAGGGGACAUGACAAUAGGUGUCAUUUUAGCAAUUCAUAGGGGGAGGGCGAGAUGGGCAUUCUCGGGCAGCUAUACUGACCAAACCAAUUAGGGUUUAGAAUAUAAUAAAGUUCCCUCAUAAGGGCAGGAAAGCGUUGUCAGUUUCACUUAACCCCAAUGUAUUCAUUGAUGACUUAUAUGGACUUUACUCUGGCAUCCCACUUCUAAUAAAAAAAAAAAUACAGUCUGCAGUCUGAGGCAUGGAACCUGCACAGUCAUUGUAUCUGUCCCUAUCCCACAACAUGGGACUAUGACUGUCGAUCAGUCCAGAUAAUGCUAGUUGCAUGAUCCAAUAGCUGUACCCCUGGCAGCUGUGGGGACUCACCAGAUAGGGUCGUACUGUUUAACUUUUAUUAAUGUACUUUACUUUUAUUAAUUUUGCCAAUUAUUGAAUCUUUUUCUUCCUGUAUUACAGCACGAGUGUAUCCGGGUCCUAGUGAUAUUUGCUAUUUUUGCGUUUACCUUCAUAUGGCUGUAUGUAACUCUUAUUCUGGGAAAUGACAUACACAAUUUUAACGAGUGAGUAUGACUACACAUUCCUCUUUCUGUGGGUUUGCAUUCCCGUCAUGUAUAUUUUGCUCUGUUUUGUUUUUUUAUGCUCAGGUGUGUUUGUCUCAUGUUUCUAAGUGUUGUAACAUUUGUUUCCUACAGGUAUAUUUUCAGAUCCGCCGGUUUGUGGGUUGACUGGUCUCUUGUGUUGGUCAUAGUGACGGCUGUACUACUGACAUAUUGCUCCUUCCUACUGGUAUGACUUGGAUAGGGAAUUGUGGUAAAAAGAAAGUCAAAUAUUUGGGUAUGAGAUAACUGAUAUGCCCAUACAGUGGACAAAAAUCUAAUCUUUAAAGUGGAACAGUCACUUGCCAGCAGCCAUAAUAUUGUGUGGAUUUAUCCCCCUAUAUUUGUUAGAUGUGAAGAAUAAAGAUAAAUGAAAUCCACACCUCUAUAUUAGCUGAUAGACAAUCAUUGUUAUAAACACUGUCAUUUGCAGCUGGCAGUUAGCCUAGAGGGAAGAACAAAAAUAAAAUGCUUUUGUCUCUUUUCCUCAUUUGCAUUGUGUGCCUUGGCUGUGCCUGGACAGAAAUGUUUUGUAAUGCCAUUUGCUCAGUCUUUAACCCCUUAAGGACCAAACUUCUGGAAUAAAAGGGAAUCAUGACAUGUCACACAUGAAGCAUACUGUGGUGAAAGGGUUAAAAUGUUUACACACUCUAGAAUGUAAGCUCAUUGAGCAGGGCCCUCCACCUCUCUGUUCCUGUACCUUGAGUUAUCUGGUUACAAUUAAAUGUCUGUUAGUCAACCCUUUGUACAGCGCUAUGGAAUCUGAUGGCGCUAUAUAAAUAAUAAUAAUAAUAUGCAAGAAGCCCCUCCCCCCCCCUCAAACAAAAACACUUCACAAGCAACCUCCACACAACACUCUCCCAGUCCAGGACUAUUUUUAAUCUUCUGAUGUCUGAUAUAUUGGAUAUCUUGCAUAUCUAGGUUGACAAUUCUGGAUUUAUUUUUUUUAAAGCAUCCCUAUUUCCAUAUCAGUGCUGCAGUAAUUGUUUGUUUUUUUUAAAGUUUUUUUUUUUUUUUUAACAGAUAAGCACAUUAUAUUAAAGGUAUUAGCUUUGCCACUUGUUCACCAAUUAUAAUAUGAUCUCAGUGGCUCAGUUUUGCAGUGUAAUAUUUACUAAAAUUAAUUAUGUCAAUAUUUUCACAAGACUUUUUUUCUCAGUAUUGGGAAAAAUUCCGGGGGAGGCAGUGAUGCUUCAGUUAACAAUUGGUUUUAGGCAGUUGAUGUGAGCUUGUUCCAACUAGUUGAAUCCAAUGAACUAAAAUGAAGAUCUGAUUAUGAGUCGGGGGAUAAUGGCACUACACAAAUAAUAUCGACACCUGCUGGACAGAAAAGGUUAUGUCAUCCGUAAUAAUUUGAUUUUUUUUUUUGUUCAUUUCUUCCUGUGCCUGGCUGCAUUGGACUAUUGUAGCUGACCUCUUUGUGCCUCACUCUUUGUGGUCAACCUGUCAUACUACACAUCAUCCACAAGGUAAGAUACAUAUACAUAUAUAUAUAUAUAUAUAUAAAUCCUUGGUCUAUCACACGGUCCGUAAGCAUUUUGUUUCACUGUGUCAUUAUUCAUUUUUUCUUUUAUGACCAUUUUUCUUAUUGCUCCUUAAACCAGCUGUUUUACAUCCUUAUCAGGUCCUUCUGACUUUAUGUUUUGUGCUGGUCACCCUGGGAAUAGUUUUCUUGGAUUUGAAGUGGAAGGAAGAAUGGGAUGCAGUGUCCAUAUCACUGCAGGUAAUUACCCCUCUCCCUUAUUUUUCCUUUAAUGCAAGACAAGAGUUGGCCCAGUGACAUGCCAACUGCUACUUUGUGAAUAUUUCCAAUUUGACUCAAUGCCAAACAGACCUCUAGGUAUUUCUAAACAUAAAAUAAUCAAUCUGUGCAUUGCAAAUAGAGACAUGUCAAUGAUAUAUUAUUGUGAUUACCAGAAAUUUUUUUCUGAAAAAGACUUUGUUGUUGAUAGGAAGUUCAAGUAUAUUUGUAUGAGGCAGCAAACAACUGUUGGAGUCUUAAUUCAUGCUUAAAGUACCACUCUACACCCAUAAGGUUUGACAACCACUGUGCUACAAAAUGCUACUGGUACAUGAAUAUAUAGUCACCACUACAACUUUAACUUAAUGAAGCAGUUUUGGUGUAUAGAUCAUGCCUCUGAAGUCUCACUGCUCAAUUUUCUGCCAUUUAGGAGAGAAAUAACUUUGGUUUCUAUUUAUGCAGAUUUAGCCACACCUCACACAGCCUGCUUGAAGAAAAAAUAGGUUUAAUUUUCAAUGAGAUUUUAACCUACUUUAGACAUUUUUAUCUCCUCCUCUGUAAAUUGAACUUUAAUCACACACAGGGAGCUCCUGCUUGUUCAAUCAAGCUAUUAAAGGUGCUGGAAACUCUGAAAUUAAAUUCUGAAUUAAAAGGACUGUGCAAUAAAGGAAGUGUAAACAUUAGAUCUCACUAUACAGGCAGUGUAUAGGAAGGCUGUGCAUAUUACAUGCAGGGAGGUGUUACUAGAGCUGCAUAAACAAAGUGAUUUAACUCCUAAAUGGCAGAGAAUUGAGCUGUGAAACUGCAGAUGCUAGACCUAUACACCAAAACUACUUCAUUAAGCUAAAGUUGUUUUGGUGACUAUAGUGUCCCUUGUACAGCUGCUAUUGAAUGUUUCUGCUACUGAAUGCUACUGCAAAUAAAUGCUAUUGAAUUAUACUGCUACUGAAUUUAUGGCUGCUGUUUAAUACUACUGAAUACUACUUAAUGCUACAGAAUAUUAAAAAGCAUCCCUGUUUGCAUAUCAUUGCUGCGGUAAUUGUUUCUGAGUAGUCUGUUGACAUCUGGCACUGUGGAGCAAUAGUACCAAAAACUUUUUAUUUAUUUUAUAAAAAUAUAAACGUAGACUGGUACCCAAAUUAUGAUAAAGAAAUUAGCUUGGCCACUUAUUUUCCAAUUAUAAUAUGAUCUCCGUGACUCAUUUUUCCAGUGUAAUAUAUAUUGAAAUUAACUAUGUAAAUAUUUUCAUAAGACUUUUCCCCAGUGUUGGAAGAAACCAGGGGAGAAAGCCACUGAUGUGUGGUUGCUGUUAAAUGUGUGCCCAGGUUAGGACAGUAGUUAUACGGAGUUACCAAAACUCUACAGCAAGCAAUCCAUUGUUGCCGGCUAAUAAUGUCACCCCUCUCUAUGUGUAAAGCAAUACUAACAGGAGAAUUCACUAGACUGAGAAGGUAUUGUUCUUCUUUCACUGAUGUUUGAAAGAAAAGCCAAGCUUUUUAAAGAAACAUUAUUCGCUUAAUCUCAUGAAACACAUCCAUUUAAAAGUGAAACUGAAAACUCAAAGCUUUUGCUUAGUUGCAGUUCAAGUACCAAGAAACAGGAAUCCUAUUGUGCAAAUUUACAGCCAAAAUCUACCAGUUGUAAGGGAAGACCAUGUACGCUGUAAUAUAUGCAAAUCUAGUUUAAGAUGUUGUACACAAUGAGCAAAAACAUUGGGGUCAUUUUUGUGCCCUAGCAAUCUUACAACUGACAGUAGAUUACAAAAUAUUUCCACCUGGCUUACCGGUUUGCGUACUUUUAAAGGUUGAAGCAGAAGGCGUAACCCUUGCCAUUAUGUUAGCAGUGGGCACAAUUGUUCAUCAACAAUAACAGAAAAAAAAUAUGAUAUAAAAGUUUAUAUCAGCUGCACCACUAAAGGGGUAAUCUGUACAAUUACAUGCGAUGUAUGUUAAGCCCAAUACACGAGACAGAGUAGAAGAAAAUGGAAAUCUCGGAUUUUAAAACAUUGGUGGCAUUGAAUCAAUGAAGGCUAAACAAACGCUUAUCUGAACAUGUUAGAUCCUAUGCAGGAAAGGAUCUUACAAAAUCCAUGGUUCAGGGCCUAGUGAACUGUAAAUUUGGAGUUAAGAUGCAAGUAAGCAAUUUAGAUUUUAAUGCUAAAAACAAAAAACAAAACAAAAAAAAACAGAUCACCAAAAGGUUUAAAUAUGUUAUUGAAUCUUAAUGGUAUUUUUUUGAUAUUAAAGUAUCACUUAGUCUCACAUUAAUUUAAACAUUCAUUUUUGGCCUACUUGAUAUUGUUGGAGGUCCAGUACAUUAAUAAGAGUGUAACUAACUGCUGCCUUUUUGAGCAGACUUGAUUAUUUAUUAUGAUGAUUUUCUUUAAGAUGGAUUGUAACACGGUUUUCCGGCUCUUCAGACCUUUGCCAUAUUGAGAAAUAAAAAUUUAUGUAAUGUGUGUGUAUGUAUAUAUGUGUGUAUGUGUAUAUAUGUAUAUAUAUGUGCAUAUAUAUAUAUAUAUAUAUGUAUAUAUAUAUAUAUAUAAAAUAUGUGUGUGUGCUUAAUUAAAUGCCCAUCAUGUUAUAUAUAUAUUCUUGUGCCUCUUUUCCUUUCAUUGCAUGCUCACGGUAGUCCAUGAUUGUGUAAAAUAAUCCCUAUGCAAUUGUUUAGUAUUCUUCCCCUAUACAUUAAAAUCUUAAUUAUUACAGGAGGAGUAAUAUUUACACUAAAUCUUAACAUAAGACAUAUUUUUGGAAGAUUUGGAAAAUACAUUAUUAAUAUAUAAUAAUCAUUCAUUAGAUAUUGUGAUACUACUUAUAUUACGCAUUGCAUUGAAGGUAUUAACGAUCAGCCCUUUUUAUGCAGUUUUAAGGUAGUAUUGCUCUUACAUAGAAUGUGACGGCAGAUAAGAACCAUUCGGCCCAUCUAGUCUGCCCAAUUUUCUAAAUACUUUCAUUAGUCCCUGGCCUUAUCUUAUAGUUAGGAUAGCCUUAUGCCUAUCCCACGCAUGCUUAAACUCCUUUAGAUGGUCUCUAUUAGAGUUUUGUAUUUGCAUUGUUUUAUCAGCUGCACCAUCCUUUAUUUAUAGCAGAACCUGUUUAUGGGGUGAUAUUUUUUACACAGUUUCUACAUGAGUGGCUUGAGCAAGGCUCUUGUGUGAGACGAAACGUUGCCUAUUCAUCUUCAAUACCGUCUGCAAUUUGGGAUAGAGCUUAUGUGUGCCCAGAUAUUUUUUCUUUGGUCUACAAUUUCUUAAAUUUUUGUGGUUUGAUAUUUACUAACUUAGUGUGUCACACAUCAGUGGUUAAGGACUUUGAGGCAACUGGGCAGGAGCCCUUACAACCAUUUAAAGGCAACUGUCACCUCAUAAUUAAUAUUUCUAUUACAGUGUUUGAAAAACCAAUGGUUAGUCUCUAUGGUCUUCCCUGCUUCUGUGCAGGGAGUGAAGUAGGCAAGACCAUAGAGACUAACUGUCGGUUUUCAAACACUGUCUGACCAAAGGUGCAUGUUUAUGGUGGAAUGAUCCCGUCAUAUACUAUGCUUCAUUUGGGUAUUGAUUAAUUUUUCUCAUUUUACUUAUUUAUUUUUACAUGUGUCAUUUAAAAAAAAAAAAAUCUAUUUCCUCUCAAAACACGAUGGAAGAAUUAUUGUAUUAAAAAAAACUAAUGUUGAGUUGACAGUCGUCCUUUAAAUCACUGUGGACUAGGUUUUUUUUUUUUUUUUUUUUACAUAAUCAAUUCCAUUGUGAAAGGUGUUCAGUGAUUCUUUUUUGGCUUUAUUUGGCAUAUGUAAUCCCUCUGCAAAAUACUUAGUGGUUUGGGGGUUAUUUGUCUGCAAAGGCCUUCAGAUUCUUCAUAUUGAUCUCAACUUGGAGUUUUUCUAUAUAGACCUAGAUUUGUGCCAAGAGAUAUUGUCAAUCUGAAAGAGGAAAGGGCCUUCCUAAAAUUGUUCCAAUACGUUGGAAGCUGACUUGUUCUGUUCUAUUCUGAAGGGUAAUCCAACCCAAAACAUUGUUUUUGAAUGGAGUAACCCUUGCUGGAAUGCCCCCAUUAAAAAAAAAGCUAAAUUACAUCGUGGAAAUGCUUCCACUGCAUUUGCCGGUGACAUCACACCCAUAACCCCCCAACACUUGUUUUGAGGAUAGUUGUAAGGUUGCAUAUGUGGGAUGCUGCUUGUGAUGUCGUGUUCCUGCAUGUCAAUGUGUUGUUAGAAUACUUUUACAUGGGUGCUAUCUAAUGGUGUGUGUGUGUGUGUGUGUGUACAUGCGCAAGGAGGCUGUCUCAAAGAUCUCCCCAGCCAGAGCAUGCCUAAGUGGUCUUUCCGCCACUGCAGAAAUCCCAGCAACAUGCCUUGAUCCCCUACAGCUUAAAGGACCACUCUAGGCACCCAGACCACUUCAGCUUAAUGAAGUGGUCUGGGUGCCAGGUCCAGCUAGGGUUAACCCAUUUUUUUUUUUAUAAACAUAGCAGUUUCAGAGAAACUGCUAUGUUUAUAAAUAGGUUAAUCCAGCCUCCAGUGGCUGUCUCUUGAGAGCCGCUAGAGGCGCUUGCGUGCUUCUCACUGUGAAAAUCACUAUCAUUAUGAAUGCUUUCCUAUGAGACUGGCUGAAUGCGCGCGCAGCUCCUGCCGCGCAUGCGCAUUCAGCCGAAGAGGAGGAGGAGAGCUCCCUGCCCGGCGCUGAAGAAAGGUAAGAUUUUAACCCCUUCCUCUCCCCAGAGCCCUGAGGGUGUUUUCCUGGCACUAUAGUGGUCCUUUAAACUUGACAUUUUACAUGAGGGUGGGGGGGUCAAAAAGUUACAGAAAUAUUCUUGUUCUGAUGUUAUUUCUAGAGGCAGACACCUUUAUCGAAAGCAAAAAAAUCUAAGGCAAGGUAAUUUACAGAAUAUCUUCAUUUGGUUCAAGUGAUCUUCCUAAUAUUAAUCACAUUUAGUAUUUAUGAGAAGUGGUGACUCUUUUGCUUAAUAAUUAACUAGGAAUCAUGGGAAAUUUUUAAAAGGGAAGUUGCAAACAUUAGGCUAGAAUUGUAAAGGGGAAAUUGUAGAGCUGAGAAAUUCCCACUAUGUUGGUUUAGUUUAUAGAUUCUACUUUGUCUACUGUGCCUCUUCAACUAAGUGAAACCAUGUAUUUUUUUAAGGGGCCAUGAAUGGCUUCAUUCAUGCUUGAAUGACGGGUAGAGAAUGAAUUCAUUCAUUUUCCCAAAGACCCUUUUCUGUAUUUCUAAAUAUCCUUUUCUGAACUUGCUUGAGUAUAUCUGACUUCUCCUAAAAAGCAAAACGUUUAAUAUAUGAAAAGUAAUUUUGAUUGACUUAAUUGCCUUUAUAACAUAAAAGAAAACCUCUUGUUUAAACCAAAUUUGUUCUGAGAAUAUACGGAGCCCCAAAUGCAAAGAAUACAGAAGGUUUACCAUUACCUCUACCUAAAGGACUUGUUGGAUUGUAUAUAACCUGGAAACCGUUAUUAUUAUGACAGUUCAUUUUACUGAUGUGUAUCUCUAAGUAUUGCCUUGGUAACAUAUAAUAAACCUGUAGUAUCUUGCAGUCAUUUUUGUGAAUGCAAGAAUUGCAGAUAUUCAUAUCACAGAAUAAUAGAAUAACUCAGAUUAUUUAUAAUCCACUGUAACUAGAUUAGAAUAAACAAUUCAAAAUAAAUGUAUAUUUUUCUGGUAAGUCACCCCCCUGAAGAGAUCAUAGUGUUCUAUACCAAAUUCUUAUAUCGGUAAAUAUUUUGUAGCAGCUGAGCUGCCAUGGCUGGGAUCUUGGAUAGUAAGCUAGUCUAGAGCUGUGAUCCAACUUUUGUACCUUUAUAUAUUGUUGCACUGUCACCUGGUUUGAAGUCCCAAUUCCCCCACCUACUCUUAAUACUCUAUAGCAGUGUUUCUCAAAUGGGUCCUCAAGACCCACCAACAGUCAAGGUUUUGUCAGUACCUCCAUUGGUAUAAAACAGGGUAAUGCAUAGAUCCUGGAUUGUUGGUGGGCCAUGAGGACUGGUUUGGGAACCACCACUCUAUAGCCAUUCCAAUGGCCUUAAAAUGGUACAGUGUCCCAACUGUUACCUCCUGCUUAUUUCAGUACUUAUUUCUCUUUUGUGCCUUUCUCCUUUUCAGAUGACCAGUCCCUUUCUGCACAUUGGAGCUGUGGUUGGAGUCUCGGCAUUUGCUUGGGUCGUAGCUGGAUAUUACUGGGGCACUAGCAGCAAAGGUACAAUCUGUCAGCCAGUAUAAAAUCCAGUUUGAAAUGGGAAAAGAAAAUAAGGAAUCUAGAAAUAUUAAUGAAAUAGUAGACUACAAAUGUUUCUUGCAUAAUCAAAAAUCCAAUUCAAGUUAUUUUAUUACUUAUAUUUACUAUGUGUUUACUGUCUGCCCCUUUGGUAGGUGUGUGAUGCCCUCUGGGUUCAGUUCUGAGUCCAGAAUGAUUAAUUAAAUGUGUGUAUCGGUACUACACCAGCCCAUUCAUUGAGCCCAACUUUACAAUAAGGGGGGGUAGGUGGUAUUGCACCAUUUUCAUGAAACACUGAAUAGUGCUUAAAAAUAUUUUAAUGUAAAAUGCAUCUGAAAAAUGGGUUUUAUCACAAUUUCCACUGCUAUAGUUGUUGCAUUUUCAUUUCUGAAAAGUAUAUCUCCCAUAACCUUUACUUUUUCCCCUACUACAGUGUUUAAGUGGAUCAUUUUGACAGUGUUCGCUAUUCUCCUGGUUGCCCUGUAUAUUUCACCUUUAUUUAUAUCAUCCCCCUGUAUCUUGGAGUCAUCAAAACUCCCCUCUAAGCCGAAGAUUUAUGGACAUCGUGGUGCUCCUAUGGUAGGGGAAUGAAAGGGAAGGAUAUCAUUUCCUGCUGAUGUGAGAGAGGGUGGAAGGGUUUAGGUGAAAGAUGGAUGUUUGUGAUUGACAGGUGUAAUGUUUUCUUUCAGUUGGCUCCAGAAAAUACAAUGAUGUCAUUUGAUAAGCUGGUGGCAGUUGGGGCUGAUGUGUUCGAGACUGAUGUCAUGGUGAGGUAAGAAUGGAAAUGAACAAAAUAUCUAAACCCUCUUGCACAAACAACAAUUGUCCUUCACAAUGCCUCACAUGUCUCCUUAGUUUGGAUGGAAUUCCUUUUCUGAUGCACGAUAGUACCUUACAGCGCACUACAAAUGUGAAAAAUGUGUUUCCAAACCAAGAGAAAGAAAACAGCUCAAACUUCACCUGGAGUGAUCUUCAACAGCUCAAUGCUGGGGAAUGGUUUUUGCAGGUAAUCACCUUUAACAUCCUGUCCUCAUUGAAAAUACUUAUGUAUUUUUCUAUAUAUUGGACAUCGGUUCCACCUUCUAUAGCUUAAACACUUGUCUCUCUUUGCAUGUAUACUUUUCAACCCAUGAGUUCUUCAAAAAGCCAAAACCUUCCCCAUAUCACUCAUUGUUGACUGUUGAUUUGGUAUCCAAUUACAGAAGAAUCCAUUUCAUACGCUGGGGUCACUGAGUGAGCCUGACAUUCAGGAGGUGAAAAAACAGAAAAUUCCCUCUUUGGAAAAUCUUCUGAAUGCAGCGGAGAAGCACAACAUCUCAGUCCUAUUUGAUCUCCGUCAACCCCCUGAUGGACAUCCAUUCAAUGAGACUUAUGUCAAUGUCACCUUAACAACCAUAUUAAACUCAAAGAUUCGUCCAGAACUAGUGAGUAUUAAGCUGUCUGUCACUUCAUUCCUUGCACAAUACUAAUUUCUCUGCAGAAAAAAUACGGACUCUGUUGUCCUUACAGCAUUACUAGACACUUUUUAGUAGAGUAUUUUCUUACUCUCACCAGGUUCUUUGGCUCCCAGAUGAGGAACGAAACUUGGUUAUAGUUGAAGCUCCUGGUUUCCGACAGAUAUAUGGGAGAAAAAAGGAGGAAAAUGAAACAUUGGAUUUUGUCAAUUUGUCCUAUAAAAACCUGACUGUGUCUGAAGUCCGGUGAGAACGUGAUAUUUUCUCCUUUAAUCUGUCUUUCUACAAUUGCUCAGAUUGCUCAGUACUUUUCAAUGGUGUGUAUAUGUAUACAUAUAUUGUAUCACUUUCUAGAGUUGCAGGAUCUGCCAUAUUUGAUUGUCACAUGUAACGUAAUGUUAGGAACCACGAAAAAAGUUCUGUUCUGUAGUAUGUAGUAUUGCUUAAUCACAAAAUAUUAUGGCAGUUCCUUCUUGUUAAUUUCCUUUCUACACAAUACAUUGCAUCAGUUUUCAUUUACUGCUCAUGAACAAUUUGACGUGACAAAUGGGGAAUUUAGCAGCUCUGCGCCUCUAAUUUAUCAUCUAUUUGACAUGUUUCCUUCCUCCUCUAGCUACUCAUUUUACCCAUAUUUCCUCUCUCCUUAGCUCAUAUCGGAAUGAUAACAUAUCAGUCAAUUUCUAUGUGGUUAAUAAACCCUGGCUCUUUUCCCAUGCAUGGUGUGCUGGAGUCACCUCUGUCACCACCAAUGCAUGUCAACUUCUGCAGGCUAUGCAACGUCCUUGUUGGGUCUUGGUGAGUAAUAUACUGGACAAUCUUUCUCAACUCUGAGUACAAUGAGUACUCUUACACCAUUCACUCCUGUAUAGGACACUAAUGUGAUUGUGUAUGAUUUUUCCUUUGACUGUGCCUUCAUGCAUCUUUUGCCCUUCAACCCAUCAUUCAUGAACCACUUACUAGACUAACAAACAUCUCCCAUUGAAUGAAGAUGGCUAUAGAAACCUUUUUUAUUAAAAAGCUGUAAACCAUUUUCCAUAUGUAAACCUGGUCUCCAUAUUGUCCAUUCAUGUCCACUUGCCAGGGGUGAUCCUGGAGAACUCGUACAUUACAUUCAAACAUGGCUCACCAAGAAGCCUGCUUACCAUGGAGCAAAUGAAUGGCUCAUCUUCAACCUGGACCACAUUCCUGGCUGGCUACUUAUAGGAGUAUUAGAAAUACACUCAAGAGGAUUUUCACAGUAGAUGUGUACAUGUAUAUAUGAAUAUUGAACAGAUAAAUGUGCAAACAAGGUGCAUGCAUAAUCUUGUUUCUUGAUAAACAGGUGCAAUAGUGUGCUUAUUGUUUUGACUUUUAUUUUAUUCUUCAUCAAGAUCUGCAUCCUUUUUCCUUCACAUAUAACGCAACUUCACUGUUUGGACUUUUCCUUCACUCAUUACUUUUCCAAUCCGAUUAAUUUCUGAUCAAAGUCAGGGCAAGGAAUUUUUUGGCUACACAGGCAAAGAUGCAAUUUGCCACACACUCCCCUCCACUCGUCACACUCUUCAACACCCAGGUAAAUUCCUGCAGAGUGGUCAAGCUGUUAGCGCUCAGUGAUGUUUUUUUCCCCCCUCAAAGCUUCAACUUUGUUUGGCUGGUUGCCAUGCUAUGAGAGGAGACUGCAGGAACAUGAUGUAAAAUCUAUGGGUUCUGAGGCUAGUGAGGAAGUGAAAAUGCAGCACUGAGUGCUAUCUGCUCAUCUUCGCUACAUAAGAUUAUAUGGGUGGCAGUGGGGACCAAUGGAGGUGGAGCAGCUGGUUCUCUGAAUUUCGGCAUUGGUGGGACCAAAAACAUCCUACAUGGCUCCAGGGUAAAGCAAGUAACACAAAACAAAAUGCAGUCUGCACUAAGGAGUAAACACUCAUGAACAACCGAAAUAUCCACAGAAAUAAUGAAAAGGUGCACAUUCAUUGAUAUAAAAAUUGCAGCGAUGUAUGGCAGAAAAUAGUCAUGGCAGCACUCCAAAAAGCUGAAUAUAAGAGCAGUAAUAUUGAGUAAUGCAAACAGCAUAUAAUAGUCACAAGAUGAAUAUAUAGAUAUCCAGGCAAGGACAACACACUUGCACAAAAUAGGAACACUUUAAGGAAUGAAAUAUUCAGUAGUUGUAAUACCUGCUGCUGCCAGACGUGAGGAAGACAACCUACACCGCCACCCACAAAAAGGUAAGAGUGAGUACCCUGGUGCUUUCUUAGCAACUUGAUUUUUGGGAUGCUGCCAUGAGACUAUUUUCUGCCAUACAUCGCUGCAAUUUUUAUAUCCAUAAAUGUGCACUUUUCCAUUAUUCCUGCAUUUUUUUUUUUCUAUGGAUCAAAGAAUGAGUGCGGACUGCAUUUUGUUUUGUGUAACUUGCUGCAUAUGUGGGACAACCCACCAAGCUUGAAAAAGACCUCUUGGUGGGUCGAAACGUUGCUGUUAAUUUUGUUGCAAUAAAUCUGCAUACGGCUUUCACAUUUGGAGUGCCUGGAAUCUUUCUUAUUGCCUUGUACUGUACAUUGCUCAUCAACUAACCAAGGUGUAUCAUUUGGUGCUAUGUGCCAUUAAAUUGAAAUGUUUCUACUGUCUUUCAGGAUCCAAACUACUACUUGAUAACAUGGAUUGUUGCAGACUGUGUAUCUUUUCUCCAUAUAAUUUGGGCAUUUAUCAUUCAGAGGUCAGUUGAGUUAACUAAUUUCCAAACACUUGCUUUCUUGUUUGAAAAUAAUGAACUACUCUGGAGUGAUAUAUAUAUGUGUGAACAGGAUGAUCAGUUUUCACUUUUUUUUUAGGGCAGGUUUGACAGUUUAUCACAAUUUCUAUUUUAUUGAACAAACCCAUGUACUAUUGAUUACAGUGAAUUCCUCACUAAAUUCUAAUUAAUCUCUUCCAAAUUGCAAUUGAGUUGGGAUUGCCAUUGACAUUAAUUUUUUUUUUUUUUUUUAAUAUCACUUCUUUUGCAAAUAUAUUCAACAGAGCAAUAAACCUCAAUGUUUAGGUACUUUGUGAGAGAUCCUGCAGUAAGUGUAAAGUGUCACAUUUUGGUCAUUUCUCGAUUUUUAGUAAGGCAAUUUGAAUAUCCCUGUGUAAGACUUAAUUUGGGUGAAAAUUUGAUGACCUGACAUUAACUUGAGAAAAUUAAAUUUGAUGUUCAAAGCAACACAGUAUCAGAAUAUGCUUACACAUGCCUCGUAGUAAUAUUAUCUGUCAUUAUAUUGGCUGCUUACAAUAUUAGUACUCAUUCUGGAUGUGGGAGCCAAACCUGAGGAAAAGUGAGGAAAAUUGAUUCCACUUUCCAUAUUUUUUUUAUUUGAUGAUCAAUCACCAUGUCAGCAUUGACUAACGAGUUAGCUCCUCCCCCACAGAAGAAACAACAGGAAACAGAACUUUGAAAUUAUUAAAAUAUAACCUCCCUCCCUAAUCAGUCUUUGUUACUGGCUCCACGGCCCUCACAGAAGGAGAAUGGCAGCUUAAUGCUGCCAUGGGGAUUAUUCAUGAAAAGAAAAUUAUGGUAAACCUAUUUUUCUUUUUUAUUCCUGCGCAAACCAUGGUAGCAUUAACCAUUAAUUAAUACCCAAGCAGUGUAUAUAGUGGGAGAGAGUUUGCAUUAGAUACAAAAAACAUUACUGAACUAAUGGGCAUAAAGCCAACCGAGUAGUCAUUGGGACAUCCCCAAUCUAUCUUCUCAGACAAAUAAGUAUACUCUUGAAGCUGUUAUAAUUUAUUGUAGGGAACAUUGUUGCUAAAUAUGGUACCAUGUAGGAAAUAUGAUCCAGAUAACUAGAUCUAUAAAGAAUCAAUAUUUCAUACUGAAUGAAUUAGCUAAUGAAAUACUGUCAUAAUUACUCACAAUUUGUCAAAAACCUGGCUAUAACAAUAGCAUGGUGUCCAGAGUUAACAUUCCGAAGAAAAAUCAAAAGUAUAUCCCCUACUCGGCAGAUCAUGAGACUCAUGUAGAAGGUACUGAACAACCUAGUAGAACUGAAAGAAUGGGAAAGGAAAUAGAACAGUAUACCACACAAAAAGGUCAUCUAGCCAUAAAAAACCCCAAUAAAGAUAUAUUAAGGCAAUUAUGACAGUUGUUACUCUAAACGGCAGAGUUGGAUUACUCAUUAGGCAGCAUAGGUCAUUGUCUGUGCCCGGAGCUCCAGCUGCAAAGAGACCCUCCUUAAAUAAGAAUGAAGCAAAAAACACUGGAGUAUAUUUGGUGGCCUACAUUUGGUACAGAUAUCUCUUCUCAUGUAGCUACUUUCCAUGCACGUGCACCGACUCAGUCAAAUCAAACCAGGGAUCCUUCCAAGACAUGGCCAACGGAACCUUGAACAAGACAUUGAUUUUGAUAUUGCAGGACCAGUGGAUGGAUGGAUGAAUGUAUUUAGUGUCUGCUCAUUAUAGGGGGCUAAAAGUGGUUCAAAUGUUAAGUACUACAGCAGAACAAGCUACAAUUUUGCUGAUUAUGUACAAUUAUAUAUUGUCUUGCAGAAAAUGUAUGCAAAAGAAAGAGUCAAAAGGUAAUGUUGUCACAAUAUCAUUUUCACUUUUAAUAAGAUAAUAUACAAAUACGUAUACCGUAUUAACUUCUCUUCCUCAUACUUCCAUAUACGCGCUCUCUCUAAUGCAAAUAUUUGUCAUCUGCUGUCUACUUAUUUCAAUCUAGAAGAUUUCCUCCAUUUGUUCUGCUACUUUCACCCUCUAUUGAUUUAAUUAGAUUAUAUUGAUCAAUGUAUGUUAUUGAUGCCUCAUUUAAAUGUAUUUUAAGUGUUUAUUGUAAGUCAGUGUUUGUUAAUAAUGAAAAUACGCAUUUCUUUCUAUUAAUAUGAUCUUGCUCCUGGAUGGAUGUCUCCAUAUGUGGACAGUGUUAUCUAAAAUUCCUUCAGCAACAUACCCUAUAGUCAUGUGGCUAGAUUUUUUUAACCUGAAUUUUAACCACAACUUUGAAUUCUAUGUGUCAUCUUGCUCCAAAAGAAAGGGAGAAUCUCCCAAAUUGAAAAAAAAUAAAUGAAAUAUAUAUAUUUUAAUCUAUAUAUUCUGAUCUGAUCUUCAGGAUACAGGAAACAGGCCUCUGGAUUCUGGCCUUCAAUAUACAGGGAGCAGGCCUCUGGACUCUGGCCUUCAGGAUAUGGGAGCAGGUCUCUUGGACUCUGACCUUAAGAAUAUACAUAUAGGAGAAAACACAAGACAUUAAAAUAAACAACAAAAUCGAAAUAAACAAGCUUGACUCAAACAAUGAUUUGGCAAAUGAGGGGUUAAGGCUAGAUUAUAUAGGGAGAUAAUUAACAUAGUAAGGCCAGCUGGGGCCGAGUUAGAUCUCUUCAGUCUCAGUGCAGCACCCUACGACAGCAACACAGCAAGUUAGAGGCAGUGUGAGAUACUCCACCAGACUAAAGAGAACUCAUAAAAGCCAGAGUAUUCCAAAGAAACCCUGACAUCACCAGUAAUAGAGAUCAAACAGGCAGGUCAGAUCAUCCCAAAAUCUGUUUUAUUUUUGUUAAUCUCUCAAAGUCAAAGAACUGAUGUUGAGAUUGCAUGACCAAUGAGGAGUCUGUGUUUUUUCUUUGCAACUCCUCUCUGUUGGUGCUCCUCAAGGUUUUGUAUUCAUCGAUGCUGCCUCCCUUGGUAAUCUCAUGAGCUCUUUUGGCUUCUAAUAUCACUUCUAUGCAGGAGAGAUCUAUGUGUCCUCUCCUGAUCUUUCACCAUCCCUCUUACUGUCUAUAAUGAAUGCAGCAUUGAGGCUCAUCUUUCUGUCUGCGUGCUCCUACCAUGCCUCGCCCCUCUAUCAGUCCUUACACUGGCUUACUGUAUGAUAUAGGGCUCAUUUUAAAAUUCUGGUGCUUGCUUACAAAUCUCUUCAUAACGCUGCUCCUACCUACUUAUCCUCACUAGUACAAGUAUUUCCUGUCCAGGCCCCUAUGCUCUGCCAAAGAUCUGCAUCUAUCCUCUGGUUGUACUUGCAUCUCUGACGCCCACCUUUAAAACUUCUCUAGGGCUGUGCCGUACACCUUCCCUGCUCCGUUAAGACUUUCACCCAGUCUCAGUUCCUUCAAAAGAUAAUUAAAAACUCACUUCUUCAGGAAAGCAUAUAAAUUAAACUGUUAAUAGCUUGCCCUCCCCACACCUUGAUAACCCACCCUGCUUCCCCUCCUGCAGCUGUGUCAUCCAAAAAACUAACCCUUCAUUGAAAACUAUUCUGGUAACCUACUUUUCCCCCAUACAUAAAACUCAUCUUACCUAUGAUUCCUGCCUUUGGUGUUGUUACAAUCAAAAAUGGAAGGUUGAUUGUAAUUUACCAUUUUUUGUCACUUGAAUUGGGCUAAAUUGCUCCAAUUAUGUUUACCUGACUCACUCAUAAGAAUUAAGAGCUUUAUAAAUUUUCUUUGUGUAGUAAAUAGGUUAUAUCUGUAUCCUUAUCUGAGUAAACAUGAACUAACUGUUCAUGAAACAUAGAGUCUCAUGAACUGAACAAUUAAUAUAUACUAUUAUGGUGUUCCAUUAAUUAAAUGCUUAUAUAACAAUUGUACCAUUUCAUGGCAAGCAAAGCAGUAUGACCCACAAUAAAAUAAAUAAACCAAGGUAAUCUCCAGCUAACUUUUCAUUGGCUUUUUGUUUUUUCCUGUCUUCAUUUUAUUUUAUUUUUUAUUUAUUUUUUUUCUACCUUUUCCACACUCUUAAACACAUUAUGUCUCUCUGUGUUUCAGAAUUAGGGACUGUGCUACUUAUGAGGCUAGAAAGUCUGAACUACUGACCUAAAGAAGCGGACUGCAAGCCUUUUGCUCACACUUCAUAUGACCACUUAGUCCAAAUCAGGUGACGAUGUAGGACAACUGGAACUAUACAUUCCUCAGAAGGAUCUGAAGAUCUAAAACAAAUUGGCAAAUAUUUUAGAAAAUGGUGAAUAAUUUUGAACUGUGCUUUGUCUCACCACUGUUUAACCUCAUCGUUUUAUAAUUUUUUUUUUUAUAACUGAUCCAGUUUCGUAAUAUUUUUCUGAGAAUUGUAACUGCACUUUGCUGCAGUUAUUGUGCUAAUUUCUUCUACUUUCAUACUGAGUAUGGUGCUGUUGACCACUGUCUGACAGUCUUGCCUCAAGAUAAACCUUAAUAUUGCAAAAACAAGGUGACCUGCUCUGGAUUAUGGAACAGAGUGACUUUUGCAUUUAUAAAGUCAUUUUUGGGAUACAUGAAAUAGAUUGAACAUGAAGAAAGAAGAAAAAAAGUUUUUGUUGCGAAGCGAUUUCUAAAUGGUAUAUUUUUUUAUAUCCUGGAGAUUUAAUGAAAAGUUUGUUUUUUUGUUUUUUUUUUGGAGGGGGUGGAGGGUGGGUGAUAAUGGACAGACCUAUUCCUACGGUGAAGAGGAUUUCUUUUAAGGUUAUAGAGUACAAAAAUGAUUUAUUUUUAAAAAAAUUAAAAGGGAUUCAAACAUUUUCAGUUCUCCAAUGUUGAUAUUUUGUCAGUUAUCCACAUUGAAAAAGAAUCUUCAGCUACAUAUUUUAUUUUUUAGCUUAGCCUAAACAAGGACAUUCUCAUUUUCGAUUAUCCACAAUUUUCAGAUUAAUGAAGAACCUUGUAUAUAUAUGUCCUGUUACUUCGAUAUUUCUGUUAUUUUGUAUAGAAUUUAUAAAUUGUGUUCCUACUAAUUUACUAUUUUCAAUGUAAAUAAUAAAAUAGGUUGGUACAAUCUGGCUUCUGAAAACCUUAACUUGAUGAAA